Xyrichtys novacula (pearly razorfish) is the source of this 66541-nucleotide messenger RNA. The record is from the annotation of a GenBank genome assembly. Lineage: Eukaryota; Metazoa; Chordata; Actinopteri; Labriformes; Labridae.
AUGGAGAGCGUCCAAGUGAGAGGCUCAGUUUGGCUCCAUGUAUGUCAUAAGUAAGUGGAUGACCUUGGCUGAAUCUUAACCGAGGUUCAACCCUAAGAAACACACACUUCCAUGUCCUUCUCUAUCCCUUUGUGUGUGUGCAUGUCCGUUUGCCUCAUACACACACACACAAAACAGCCUUGCUCACACAUUCCUGUACACAGUUUUACAGCUGGAGACAGUAUACACUCCUCCACACUAUCACUUCCUCAAAAAAAGACAUUAAUAAGAGUCAGAGAGGCACAAAGACCGUUUGAAACGCCUGUACAAUCUUCCAUUUAAGAACUGAGUCAUUUCUAGCAUUUACCACACUCACGGAUAAAGUAUUUUCUGCAAGCUUGAAUUGUUACUUUAUAGUUAUUAUCUGAAGUAGGCUCUGUAAACCAGGCAUUCAAUAAAGUUUAAACUCCAUUUUUAUAACACCCUAAAAGAUCACAUAGCUCAUAAAUCAACCUUUAACUUGGUAUUUGACUCAUGUAAUGUAGAUCCCUAAAGGCAUUAAUCAUCUAUCGUUUUCAGGGUCUGUGUAGCUGUUCUAGCUUUGCUGCACUCACAGGACACCAUCAACAGCCAGUGAAAAGUGAUAUCAGUGUAUUUCUUAGCAAUAACUCCGGAGAGCUUCGCUAGGAGAUAUAAGGUAGAUAUAUUUCAGACCAUAGCUCAGUAUCACAAGGGAGGAAGAGACACUAAGUGAAAGUGUCAUGAGGUUUGGCUCGUUCAAUCAGCUUAAUCCGACCCAUCAUGUUAUAUUUGUUGCCACUGUGGUUUGGUAUGUGUGCAUGGGUGCGUGCUCUUGGCUCUGUGGCUGUGUGGCUGUGUGCUGCAACAGUCAAUCCCCUCUUUUGACCUGAGGAGGCUGAAAAACUCCCGUGUGCCUCCUUUGAUACACUUGAAGUCACCCGGUGGUUUUACCUGUUGCAUAAUAUAUGUGCAGGUUUUGUAACCCUUCUCAUAACAGGAGGGACUUUUAGCAUUAAUAUAUUAAAAGGGGUUGCUUUGCAGGAACACGAUAAUUGAUAUAAAUUAUUGCACUUACAACAAAAACUGACUGACAGGUUACUUAAUCAUCUACUAAAGAGCACGUAUUGGCCAGAUGUCUACUUGUUUGUUAUCUACCACUAAAAUGAGAAACUAUUACAUAUAAAGGAUUUUCAUUAUAAAAGUAUUUUUUUGGUCAACAUAAUUCAAUACUUCUCAUGUGAUUCAAGCUGCAAAACCACUUGUACUAAUUAAAUAUGUAGAAAAAAAUAAAAUGUAUAUUUUCGGCUCAAGACAUCCAUUACUAAAGGGUUUGUUCCACCUUUUAAAGUUCAUGCAAAAUUUGCCUUAAUUAGAGAAUAAGAUGGUAACAAUUUACUGUAACUGCCUCUCUCUGUAACGCAUCAUAAAUGUAUGUAUAGUAUGUUAUAAUCUUGUUAUAGCACUGUAUAACUACAGUUAUAAACACUUAUAAAUGAUCAUAAUGCUUUAUAGCAACUAUCAUAACAUAUUGUAAAGCAUUUUAUCAUGACUUACAAGGUCAGGUAUUAUAAUGUGUUAUAACUGUUAACAACUCACUGACAAUGCCCACAUAGAUAAUGCAUCAUACAUAUAUUUAUGAUAUGUUAUAAUUUGCUUAUAAACUUGUAUAACUAUCAUUAUAUACAAUCAUUAAUUAUCAUAAUGCUUUAUAACAAUAAGCAUAACACAUUACAAUACCUGACCUUGAAAGUCAUGAUAAAAUGGUUUAUAAUGUGUUUUGAUCAUUUAUGAUCAUAUAACAUGAGUGUUUAUAACUAUAGUUAUAAAGUGCUAUAAUGUGAUUAUAAUGCAUUAUACAUAUAUUUAUAAUGCGUUAUAGAGAUAGGCGUCAAGUAAACUCUUUCCAAUAGAAUAGUACGGAUGGAGGGGGCACUUGACUAAACUAAAGCCUGAGUGUGGAUUUAACCCCUGAGCUAAACCAAGAUAUCAAGAUCUUCUUACAACAUCAAGAACAAGAUCUUUUACUUCAUUUGACCACACAAUAGGGCUGUGAUUUUCAGCACAGUGAGUUGGUGUGUUAAUGUAAAAAAUGUUUGCUGAUGACUCAUUGGUCUCUGUUCCUUAUCCCUCUCAACUGUAUUUUUAAAAUCAGCGCUUUGAAAAUUUUCAUUUGCUUUAUCCAAAAACUAAACCUCAUUUAAUGACUUGACCUUUUAUCUGUUGCUGUGAGGAAACAGCCCUCACAUGCUGCAUGACACAUCUCUAAUGAUGAGCUAUUGUUCAUUCACAUUCAUCCACUAUCUGGAUAAUUACCAUUUCACAUGAUUGUGGGAAAAGCCCCUUUCUCAUUUGGUAUUUAAUGCAAAUGAGACUCAGAUCUGGUCUUGUCAGAGGUUUUAUGCGGAAUCCUGUAAAUAGUUAUUGUUGCAGCAGUGGCUCACUCCAGAAAGGCCCUUGUAGACUCAGCUGAAAUGUGGAGAGGGUAGGCCAAGCAAGGUCAUUGCUGUUAGGAUGAAGUACUCCAUCUUGUUAGCAUGCCCUUUUUAAAAUGCUAGAAAACUGUUGUGGACUUAAUUUAAAUUUCUGUGUUUCUUUGUUUGGUCAUGAUGCUUUCAGUUAAAAUGUCAGCAUUACUAUUAGAAAUAAAAGGAUGCCAAUGCAAAGAGAAUUAUCCUCACCCAGAAAUGUCACACAGCUUCCCAUUAGAGAAGAAAUGUGUCCUGCAUUGACCUUUGGUAACUUGUAAGGCCAACAUGUAAAGGAGGAGAGAGGGGCUAUUUUUGCUCCCAGAGUAGCCAAGAUUUCCAUGAAUUGAAAUGGUAUUUCCAUUUUACUGACUGUGACUGUCAUGUUUGAAUCUGUCCACCAAGAGAAAGGCUACGUCAGUCUAGGAACACCUUCAUUACUUUCGAUUAAUUUCCACAGCAAGCUCAGUUUUUUUCAACACUAUUUGUUUCUUAAAACUUGAUAACUCUCUAAUUAGCUCUCAUAAGGUCUACAUUCCCUGUUAGCCCCUGGCUAUGUUCAGCAAUGUGCAGCAGGCAACUCCACUAGACCCAGACUAUAUAAGGCAUGAACACUUCCCUACACAUGAAGACAUGCCAUUCUUCCCUCUGACAGAUAUUAUCCAGUAGGGAAUGGUGGCUGAAACACUCGAGUAGAUCCUUGAUUAAAUCAUGUUGAAUAAAUAAAGCACAAAGCAAGGGUUUAAGAAUAAUCUAGAUCAGCAACAUGAACCAUUUGGCAGUGACAUUUAUGAAAAUAAAUACUAAUUAGCUGAUGACUAAAGUCAAAAUGUAUAUCAUCAGGAGAAAGUAACCUUUUUCGGGUGAACAUGACCAUUCUUAGUGUUAUUUUUACUCUCAUCUGUUUAACCUUGCCCAACAUUUUAUAAUAUUAAAAAGCCAGAGAGCUAUAAGUGUUCCUUUUCCUAAUUUGGACACAUUAACUUUAACUAAUUCUUUCCUGUCCCUUCCUUCUCCCUCUGCCCUUUUGAUCCCUCUCUCCCUUCAAGACGCCAUGAUCCAGCAGGAGGAGGAUAAUCGCACACCCACAGUAGACAGCAUGGACACCGAAAGGCACGCUGCUGAAAGGUGACCUCCAGACACUUCACCUCCCCAAAACUUGUGGUGAGUUAAGAUUCAGAGAAUCUCAUGUAUUCUGGAGGAGCUGGGGAGACAUCAUCCAGUGGGUUUUUCUCAGGCUUUUAUUACUCCUACCUUUGAGAAAAUCAACAUUUACUGUGGAUAUUUUUUUGUCUUUCCAAAGCAUUGAUCGGGUCUUCCAUACCUCUAAGUCGCCAUUUUCCCCUUUGACCUACGUAGCAAGAUCCUAUCAAGGCAAAAGGAAAUCUUUAUGCUUUAAUUAAGGAUAUGGCUUUUUCUUAAUGAGUCAUGUAUAUGAUUGUAUUUAAUCUGAAAAACCUUCAAUCUGAUCAAUAACUCACCUUCUAAAGCCUGUGCGUGUUUGUAAUCAACAAAGAUGAUUUCAGUAAGUAACCACUAGUUUGUAAAGUCAUAAUCUGUUUUCAUGCAUGCUUGGGUUUAGUAAUGACAUUCAUAACUGGCACCUUGAUGAUGUGACCAAAUAACUUGUCUGCCUCUCAGUACUGAAUACUUUCUAACUUUCAGCCUUAAACCCAUUUUUUCGUCUCAAAUCUAAGAUUUCUAACUUCUAAUCCGUAACAAUAAACAUUAAUUGAAAAGUUUAUCUCAUGGCCAAGUGCAAAGAAUAGCCUACUUAUUUGUUUUAAAACAUGGUUAGUUAACAUUCCCAUUGAAAAUAACAUUGGAUAAAGUAAGCAGGUCUUCUGGUAAACAUUUGUACCAACAUUCCGACCUCAUUCAGCUGUCCUUCUGGGAUGUUUGCACCAACUUCUAACACUGUUGUUAUCAUCACUGCUGUUCAUGUUUGACUUUGGGGCAGAGAUGCACUCGCCAGCUCUGUAGCAGGACUGAAUCUUGCCCCACUUUCUCUAUCGAAGAUAUUUAAGGCCCAGGAGAUCCUCAGGCUACUCUCACAUCUGUGCCGGGUAACUGUCUUUAUUUUCACACUUUCAAGUCCAGACUGAGACCGAAAUGUUUUUUUCCUCUAAGGGUCAACAGGCAGAGGUGAUAUGUGAGAUCCACCUGCUCCUAGUGUUGUUUUUAUUCAUCCCUGUGGUUGCAGGGAUUUGACAAAUCAGAAUCAAGUACUCGAUACAACCCUGUUAUAAGUCUUUAUAAUGCCCUUAACGUACAGAUACUGUAGCAGGUAGAAAACCCAGUUGUUUUCAGCUUCAGAUUACUUAACUCUUCACCCUUUCUGUGUCAUGCCUCUUUUCACUCUUUACUAUGGGAACUUCAGUUUACUCCCCCCUUUUCCGGUCACAUUAAGGUGUUUAUUCUUUAUGUUAGGCUUGUCUAUGUUUAUAGGAAUUGUGAAGAGGGAAAAGUAUCUUCCUUUGCGACCUAUAAAAGCAACUCUCAGCACCCAAGUGGAUGGUGCGGUGUUUAUCCUCUCCCCUUCAACUAAAAAGGAAAAGAAAGGCAAAGUCAGUUCAGUAAAACUGAGCAGUGCAGUAUGUUUGAUGCUGGAUAGUGUCUCGAUGUCAGGCAGUGCACCAUGAAGCCAUCAGACAGGACUACAGUGCCAGCAGCAAUGUUGACUGAAAGUCCUGUCUGCCUCGGCUUCUAUGCAAAGACUCUGUGGAUCCUCUCUGUCUUUGGUCGGGAUUGAAGUGACUUCGCCUCAGUAUGAAUCUUAUUUCGUUUUUCAAAUAUGUUCUUCAUUUACAUAUUUGAGUCCUCAAACUGCCUGACCACUAAACUGAGCAGAGUAAUACGAGUGUUUCACCCUGCCAAACAGAAAGCGAGAUGUUAUACACCAAUUUCAAAUGAUGACUUAUAUCCUUAAAGAGGUAGUAUAAAUCCAGUCCAAGUGCUCAUCUUUGCCUGUCAGGGGGUCCCUUGAGUGUCUAGCAGGCUGCUAUAUCACGCUGACUAAUAUAAAACCAAUUUUCAAUAAGAAUCAGUUGCAUAAAGUUCGGGAGGAAUAUCUUUCCUGCAUUUCUAGAGGAAAGUUCAUGCUCAAAUCCCUGUAGCUACUGCAGUAGUUGAGUGAGCCCCUAAUAUAGAGGUAAACUGGGCCUUUAAUUGGAUUGUGUUUUUUGGCAGCAGGAUGGUUUAUGUAGGCGAGUUUAAACAAAACAACGAUGUCCAUCUUAAUGCUUAUUUGAAUCGAUGUCACAUGAUGGCAUCUUGUUGUUGUUUUUUUACGGUUUUUGAGCAAAUUUUUAAAUCUGCAAAUCACAGGAAAAAAUAUGUCAUUUGUUUUUUGGAUCAAUGCAUCCUUUUUCUUUUCACAGGCUCUCCUCACAAUAAGAAAAUAUUGAAAAGCACCGGCUUACUUGCUUAAUUUGUUUAUUUUUUUAAUCUGGCCAGCAGUUAAAUAAACCUUGUGUGUCACCCGUGAAACCACAUGAAAAUGUUUGAUUUUUAUGCACAUUCCAAGCUGCUUGUUAUCAGCAUACGCACAGAUCCAUAUAGGGCAGCUCUCCUCAGUUUUGGGUUCAAAACAUCUGUACCUUGUUAUUAAUCAUUAGCAUGCAUCAGAUUGCCUAAAACAAAAUAAACAAACCUUAUUAAAUCCACCUACCAUGAUACAAAGACAUCGAUUCAACUACAACCACUUGUACUGAUGUGAGCUGCUGAGGGCAUACAGAGAGCAUGGGGUGUAAUGUCGGCUGUGCUGCAUGAGAACACCAUUUGCGUGGUCUGAUUGAAAGAAGUGGAUUGAAUUCAAAUAAGCACCCCAGAUAUGUCUUUGGAGCAGUAUUAUCACCACAGGAGGUGAACAGGCUGCUCCUCAGCAACUGAAAUAGAUAUGGGAGUGAGAAUCAGAAGUGGAGAGGCAGGGAUUUUUGAAUUGCCACUUGUGACCCAGCAGCAGACAGGUCUUGUAUUUCUUUGAUUUACUCUCUUCUGUGUCUAAAAUGGGAAACUUGUGGCAAUUUCAAGGGUUGAUAUCAAUGAGUUGAAGCAGAGGGGAAAAAAAGAUGAAAAGUAACUGUGGUUGAAUGUUUUAUAUUUUCUUAAUGUUUUUAUUACUUAAUAUAGAAAGCUUUUCUAUUCAGAUUCGUCUGUUUUUUUUUAUAAAUUAAAACAAAUGCCCCUCGGAUAAAUGGUUAAGGUUCAUUCAGAUGGUAACAGACCAUUCAGGACAUUUUUAUGCACUUAAAAAGAAGGAUUUAUCGCAUCAGUCUGACUGAAACUGGACUUUUCAUAUGCAUGUAAACACAUUAGUCUGACUACAUUCAAACUUCUCAUAGUUGGACGAACAUAUCUGGAUAAUGUGGAUGGAGAUCAUUUACUCUUGCAUGUAUACAGCUUAAAUGAGGUGAAACUGGCAUGCCCCUUUGUUCACAUGCCAGGAUCUGGGCUGGUGGUUGAACAGCAUGGAUGUGUUGCUAGGAAGCCAGUACGAGUGAUUUCAUAUCAUGGUAACGGUAUAUAUCACAGUAUGUUUUUUUCCCCCGUGUAAAUUCAAUUAAUGGCUUAAAAAUAACCAUUCUGUCGCAUUCGUUCAUUUUCUUUUAUUUUUAAACUCGGACCUUUGGCGAAAGAAUCAGCCGAGCUCUUUUGUAUGAGAGGAGCUGCAUUUCAUCUUUAGGUGGUGGAAGAGGUUGUUGGUGUUUCCAUCUCCAGCAACGACAGCCACACGACACUCUUUGCAUAGAAUUGUUUUUUGAUCAUUGUCAACCGAUGUCACAACUCGCGCCCUUUUUCAGAAUGAGUUCCUACUCCUCUUCCUCGUGUUAGGUUGGUCGGGCUGCCUCCGUUUGCUCAGUACUGCUACUAAUCUGCGGGUCUGCCAAGACCACCGCCAAUGAAGCUAUUUCUUCUUCAUCGAAACUAUGCCAAGCAGUCUGCUGGACAUGCUGGUGAAUAUGCAGAAAUGCACCCAAACGGAUGCGCUUCGGCUUUCGUGUUAGCGAGCGCCGACAAGUACACAAUGACUCAGAGAGAUGCAGCAGACAUCUGCUCUCUCUACGGUUUAAACGGUAUAGCAAAAUUUCUACUGGUAGCCACUUUUAUACUGUCACACAGUAUAUACCAUCAUACCGCCCAACACUAACAGGAACCAUGUUUGUGAAACAAUAACUGGACGUGUUUUAAUCUUGUUUAACCCAUGUCCUAUGUGUUCAUGUGGAUGAGGUCAACUUAUACCACAGCCAAUCAGUUGGAGGAGUAUGUUUUGGCUUCAUGUCUGGGGUGCUGUCUUUUUGUCACUGAUGUCCAGCAGAGUGUGUGUGUGUGUGAUGGUACUCAUAUGGUUCAUGUUGCUGUAAAGCAUGAUUUGUGUUACCAUAAGAAACAUAACUUCCAACUUUUCUUAAAAGUUUGCAGUAAAUGCAGUAGCUUUUGCUGAAAGUGCUCUGAAGACAUGAUUAAUAACAGACUUACAUCCAUUUAAGAGAGGAGAACCUCAGGCAGUAAUCAAUGCAAUCUCUGUAAGUGAACACAAAUAAACAUUAAAAUCAAGCAAACACCACAAUAACAUAUUUUUCCAUUAACUGGUCUGACGUUGGGCUCAUUUGUCACAUAAGACAUAGUGCAAAUGUACAGUCUAAGUGCUGUUCUUCCACUCAGAGUUCAGUGGGUGGACAGUCUCCCAGCGUAUCUGUGAGUGCGGUACAACAGCGGGGAUGGUUAAAAGCACUCGAGCAUUGGAUGGAAUUCAGUCAGCAUGCAUUUAAUUUGGUUUCGUGGUAGCAGCAGGCACAGACGUGGUUAUACAAGAGAUACGGACUGGCACAUUUGGGCGUGUGAGUGUGGGAAGGCACAGAAAAAAAGAAUCCUGUCACCUCAUUUCUUAGCAUAUGAUUACCUGUCGAAAGUAAUGUGCUCAUCCCACAUUUGUAUUAUCUUUUCUGUUUCAGCUGUUAGAAACAUUGUUAGAUUGCUAGACUGAACACUGAAGAUGAUAUGACAUAUGAAAGGCAAUUUCAACAUGACCUAAUCGAUAGCAGGUAAGUCUUUAGACAUGGAGUUAAAAAAACACCUUCAUUACUUUAUUACAAAUGGGAUAAAACAUGCCAACAAUACCAGUGAUUUAGCAGGGUGGGACAAUUUGAGUUAGAGCCAAAAAACAUCGAAACUUUGUCUGCAGCUCUCCAUUGUGUAACUUUAAGAGAUAUAAGAUAAGAUAAGAAAGGUCUGAUAUAAAAAGACAUAAUGAAAGCAAUGCAGUCAUAAAUAAAUAGGACAAGUAGUUGUUGGAUUAAAACAUCAGUAGAAGCAGUAGAGUUGGUGCAGAUUGUAAAAGAGCAAUGAUAAUGCAACUGUAUAACAUUUAAAGGCUCUUACCCCAGAACCAAAGUGUUGUUUUUGUAAGUUUCCUAUUAGAAGAAAUUUUCAAUAGAAGAGUAUGUUUGAUUUCAGGAAACUUUAAUUAAAUGCUCACCAGUGUAAUUGUUGACUUGACGCCAGGGUAGCCUAAUUGUGUCAUCAGCUGUUCAGAUGUAUUUGUUGUGAUUAUCUUGGCAAAGAAACAACUUCUUUUGGCAAAAUGUUUUGGCUUAAGACAGAAAAAUGAAUUUAUUUUCUGGGGUAGUUUGGGACCUUAAAUGAGUCCCAUCGUUUCAUUCUGUUCUCUCAGAGCAUUAGGAGGCCUACCUGUGAGCACCCUGCCUUAGCAAUCAUUGCACGACAAUACACGCCUAGUGUCUGCCGAUUCUCUGCUUUCCUGCAAAUAUCCCAAUCAUGUCUGUCAAAACACAAUGGAUGAGGUGUUUAGCAGAACAAAAGAUCAGUGAUUUGGAGGGAACCCUGUUCAGCAGGCUGUCGUGUUUUGCAUUUUGUAGUUCAAAUAGAAAGGAAAUAGAAAAUCUAGUUUUUGGCAUCCAGCUGCAGCUCUUAGUACUCGGGCUUUCAAUCACAGAAAAAUCUUUGAGUGCAUUUAAAUACACAUGAAUGCACACACACAAGAUUCACUUACACAAUCUACAGCAGGAAUAAGUGGCUCAUAAGAAGCACUUUUCUGUUGUAUUCUUAUUAUUUAUUCUUAGUAUUUCUAUCAAAAAGCCAAUCCUCCUGUCCUAAACCGUGCACCCCAAAAUAAUUAUAACUGUGGUGAGAUUCUGCUCUUAAUUUCAACAUCUCUCUAUUCCCAGAUCUUUUCCCACCUACUUGUUCAUUGUGCGAAACUCUUUAAUAAUGAUACUCUAAAAGAUAGCUCGCAGAUUGCCUCAAGGUCCGAUGUUGCUUUGCAUUGCAAGAUAUAUUUAAAAUGGAGUGUCCGUUGGGACGGGAGUGCCCCCAGAACUGAAUAUUACAUCUAGUUUUUAAACAGAUGCAGCACUUCAGAAGCAAAGUACUGCAAAAGUUUUGCUGAAACGAUUGCAGUGACUUUUUCACCUUUUUCUUGUUUCUUUCUUCUUGUCCACUUCAUUUAAACCGUACUUUUGAGUAGUCCAAAUGGGUUUUAAUGAGCAACUGGUGGAAUUAAGAUCACCCUCCAUGUAAAUUGUAGUGAUUAUUAAGAAAAAAAAACUCUUUUGGACAUCUUGAUGAUCCUACUGAGUGAGCUUCAAAUGACUAAUUCAUGCUAAUUGUAAAGUAGACGCUGUGUUUAAUAACAGGCUGGUGAUCACUUGGAUCUGCAGCAGCGUUUGUGGAAUUAUUUAAAUAUGUUGCGAGGAUUAUUCCAACAGUGAUAACAAUCUCAUCUUAUAGAAGAACUGCCAAGUCAUGGAAACCUUCAUUUUGUUUCAUGCUUAAUAAGAAUACUGAUGAGUAAUUUUCCAUAACACAAAACUGUUUCAAUGAAGACCACAAACAUACAUCCCAUAUUUUUCAAGUCUUUUCUCUGUUGAGUAGAGCUGUUUAUGUAUGUAUGGACGUAUGUAUUAGUGGCUUUGAGGGACAGUGGUGAACUUCAGAAACAGGAGGGUGUUGAGAUGGAGCUCCCCUCGGGUAUGAGGUGAAGCCUCUGGGGACAGACUGAGGAAGUCAUGAGUGUUAAAGGAGAGAAACCACAGCUGCAGGGCUGUAGACUCACAGCCUUGACGAUGUUUCUGAUGACUUCCUUUUACUCUGAGAAUAGCGGCUCUGCAGGACACAGACGUGCUGUUAAAUUUUUCAAUGGAUACUCUUUCUUAAAAGUAAAAUUUGAUUAGGAUUUGCAAAAGAAAGAUGCAGAGAAAGUUUGUAAUCAUGAUUAAUGGGAGUAAAGCAUAAUUUUUUGCUCGAUUUCAGUUACUAACUUGCUGCUCUCUUUUUCGCUCUCCAGGCUUUUCUCACUCUCUCUCACUCACCCACUGAGCUUCAGGGUCGGUGAUUGCACAUAUUAUGUUGCCUGUAAUGAGUCUAAUUUGGUUUCCUGCCAUACUGCACAACCCUUUAGCCAAGUCUCUGUCCUGCACUUUACCAACUCAUCCACAGACUGCUUUGUCCAGAGGCAGCUUUGGCUCAAUUUGCUGCUUCUUUCCAUCAAUAUGUUUGCUCCACAGCAAUCUUCUGAUCCUGAGAUUGAAUAUAUCCUUCUACAAAAUGCUUGUACUGUGCUUAGCGCUAAUCUCCUGUGCCUUGGCUGCUCUAGUCUGAUAAUGUUCAUGUGCCUUCCAGGUGCUUGAUACUGUUUUUUAAUAUGGAAACUUGCAACGUGCAACACAACAAUCUAAAGAAAUAAAGCUAAUAUUUAAUGAAACUCGUACACCAAACCGUCAACAUCUUUAAUACACUGAUUUCCAGCUUCCUGUGACUCUGUUUGCUCUGGAAGAGUGACAAAUUUUAAGGAAAAGCCACAGUAGAAUCACCUUAUUUUCACUUUUUUACAUUCAUAAGUUUGUCACCUGGUCACUGAAUGUUUUCUAUUAGCCCUUACCGGUGGAUUCUUAAGACAGAGCCUCACACCUUUGCAUGAAGACUGUAAUACUGUUAUAAAAUGACUGUGUUAGCAAGAAAAAUAGCCAUUAUAGGUGUCCAGGAGUUCAUUUUUACUGCUCUGUUAUCUAAGCAGGUAUCGAUAUUAUUUUAUUUUUACUGAUAUUCAAGUUCAAAGUAUGGGCAACUCUUAUUAAGAGUGAUCAGGAUGCAUAAGAUACCCAAAACAUAUCAUCAGUGAAUAGAGAUUAACUAAGCUCCCAUGAUCUAAGAUCUAGAGCGCCAGUUUAGAUCAAUGUUAGGGGCAUGGGCCCCAGGUGCAGGGACUGAGGCGCGUAUCGUGCAGCUGCCAGUUCAGUUACACUACAUGUCAGCCCAACUCUGUUCUCCCUGCAUUUCCUCUCUGCCUCAUCUUACUUAGUGGAAGCAAGAUAUCCACCAAAAGUUUAAAACGUAAUGAUGUAAGAGUUCAUUCUCCAGGUCAUGUUUUAAACCACAUGAAAUCCAAAUUUACAGAUAUGAGUCAUUCCAAAUAGCAGCUCUGUCUUCACCUCUUUUAGCAUGUCAGCUCUAAAUCACCCACAGUAAGUACAGAAUGCUGCUGCAAGAUUAUUUAAUAGGUCAAACCAAUAGUCCCACAUCACUUUCAUACUGAUAUCUCUUUAAACGUCCCUCACUGCCUACAGGAUCAAGUUAAAAAUUCUCAACCAGGCCCCCAGACUACCUCACCGAACUCAUCAGACUAAUCACUAAGGUCAAGCUCGCUACACCUGCUGUUCAUCCCAAAGACAGACUUGUGGUGAUAAGUCUUUUGAGGCCAUAACUCCAAACCUCUGGGACUUUCUUUCUUUCUCUUUGUCAUCUGCUAACUCUGUUGGGGCUUUAAAAGAAAAUGAAGAUCAUAUCUUUUCAGAAAGGCUUAUGAGUAACCAUUCUAAUCCAUCUUUUCUAUAAUUGCUCCGUAUGUUUACUGUGUCUUUGUACUAUAUCUGGUUAUUUCAGUGGUGGUUUGCAUGGUUUUUAUCUCGCGGCACUUUGCCCUUCUCUGUUUUUAUAUAUACAGUGUAAACAUUUUUAGCAUGUCAUUACCUUUUUUAUUGAUGUGAAGCACUUUGUGACUGUUGUCUGUGAAGUGCUCUGUCAGUAUCAUUUCAUUUUAUCAUUUUUAUUCGUCUGUGCUGUACUGGAUUGAGCACCUGCUUAGCUCAUUUGACAGAGCAGGCACCUCAUAUAUCCUCGUUGCACUUGUCCUGGGGUCAGCUUCAGGUCCUGACUAACAUGAUUUGGUGUGUGUCAUCCUCCCCUCUUUUCUCCUCAUAAUUCUUGUCUCUUUCUCAAGCUGUCCUUUUAAAUUACAGACAAAAAGCCCAAAAAGAAAUCCUUUAAAAAAUAUAUCAGGUUAAUGAACUUAGGGGUUAUGUUGUGGUAUUUGUUCAGUUUCCUUUUUUUAAAACUCUGUGGUAAAACCCUGAGGAAAAGUUAUGCCUCUUACUUUUCCAGAGAACACAUGUCACACACCUACAUAUGUGUGAAAAACUUUUUUCCUCGAUUCCUGUUUUUUUUUUUACCCUUUCCCUCCUUCCACAAAACUCUCGUGUUUUAUUAUCCUUCCUACCCCAGCUGCCAGAACACACAGUCCCACACCUGCAGGAGACAGUGUCCAGAUGUAUCUUCCCGACUCUUCUCCUGUGGCAUAAAUAUAUUUUUAUGUGGUGGCUUCGUGAUUCCACACAGCUCCUCCGUCAAAUCUGCAGACAUGUUAGACUGCAGGUAUGUGGAGUGCGUUGGUAGAAACACCCCAUGAGUAUAACCUCUGUACUCUUUUGAAAUAUUUAAUACACAUCCCCUCUCUGAAGUCACUCGAAGAAUUUUAAUGGUUAUCUGUUAUACAGUGGCUUCUUUCAUGUAUUACAUCUGCAACAUGAAAAGUGUUAAAACAGAUUUACACCCUUACAAUAUAAAAUAUUUACUGAUUGCGGCAAAACUUGGAGUGUUUCUGCACUCAAGAUUUGAGCAAAACUAGCUUCAUAUUUUAGUUUUUUUUAAUGUCAAAACUUCUUUAAAAUAGAGUGUAAACAACCCAGUGUCUGAGCUUUAUGAUCCCUGUGGACCACACACACCGACUUUAAAGAAAGAGCAAGAAAGACGACAGAGCUUUUAUUUAUAUCCACAUGCUUGAGAGAGAACAUGCUCUAAAACAGUCCAUUUGAAGACAGGAACAAUGUGAGGUAAGGACAGCCAAUUACAUUUAAUCUGCUCAAAACAACUUCAUCUCUCUAAAUGUGUUCUUACAUUAAAAGUUAUUGACCGUAACAAAGUAGUACUUGUUGGUUAAGGACACACUACGAGGCAGCAGCUUUGAGACGAAAAAUGUACCUGAGAUUUGAUUACCAUCCAGCUUUAGUUCAGGUUUUCCAGAAAUUUCCAAGGCUCUGUGUAAUCCAAUCUCACUCCUUUUUCAGCGUGUUGUGGGAGUGUGAUCAAUAUUUCUCUGAAAUAACAUUAAGGUGACAGUAUGUUUGAAACAGUGCUGGAAAUUGGCAGCAAAGGACUGGAAAUACUGUUGAAAGUCCUAAAACUAUACAAAGACAUUUAUGAUUCCCUUUGUGGUUUAUGGCUCAAAUACUGGUAAAGCUAAUUACAUUAUCUAUAGGUUAGCUCUUUAAGCUAAUGAAAAAUGUUGGCAUGCUAUCAAAGAGGAUGGGCAUUAGCAUUAUGCAAAUGGACAUUUGGAGUAUGUGUGCAUGUUGACAUUGGCACUUGCUGCCUUAAUAGUCUCACAUAGAGAGUGUUUUUAAAACAUGUAAAGAUGGAUUCAAUGAUGUCAGACAAUUAUGUUUGGACUUUUAAAUCCAAGAAUCCAAAGUGUAGCGUUUGAGUGUUGUAUUUUUAACCCAGAUGUGACCAUAUUUGGUGAGGGGAUUGGUGAUUGAGAGGAGUAAAGCGUUUCCAAUCUUUUAUUUUAGGCACCAGUUAGUUAACCUAAGUUUUGAGUUCAAACAGGGAACAUGUAUCUUUUUGCUGAUCUUUUCCAGUACAUGUAUAAGUACUUUUUUCUUAUACCAUUGGCUUAAAACAUAAAAACACUGCCCCAAUCAAUAUGAGUCUGGACUCUGAUAGCCUUGUCUGUUUUUUGUCAGUCAUGUGGAAGCAGCAGUGUUAAUUUUAGUCUGUUUCAUAACCAGUUGAAAACUCCUCACUAGGACUUUCAAUUUUUAGGUUGUACAGCACAUGCUACAGACUAAUUGGCUGGCUAAUAAGAUAGUUACCGAGGUUAAUCUAGCAAAGCUAACAAGCUGUAGUAAGAGCUGACACUUAUACACGCAGACAGUGCAAAACCCAAAGACACCCGAGGCAACAAGCUUAUUGACUCAGAUUUUCUUGCUUCUGAACGGUUAGGGGGAUAAGCUAUAGAAGGGAAACUCUGCCUUUAAAGAAACUGCAGUUUUCACACUUUAAUGUCUGCUUUAGUUUUCCCAGAAGGAUCCCACUUGGUUUAAUAGAGCUGCUUAAAGGCUGUAGCAUUGUAGACUUAUCGAUAGAAAUGUUCAGCACCAUCCAGAGGCAUAUACUAGACUCAGGAGCUCUAAUCUAAUCGUCCGCCACAAAACCAAACCGUGUGCAGUAGACCACAUUUUCACAAAUAAAGACCAGUAGGCUCCACAGGUGUGAUAUGAUGUAUUUAAGUUUAAGUCGCAUACAUCUUCAUCAGUUUUCUGGCAAAAGACCAAAGAAGAACCUCAAAGGGGAGUCAGCAGGUUUCUGCCAAGCAUGUAUCUCCACUUUACAAAUUUCUUCCAACGUCUUUCAAGUAACGAAUGAAUGGGUAGCACAUCAGACAUAAGAUCAAAGAAGGGCAGCACGCUUUCUUGCAUGAGUCUCUGACCUACUGUCACACCAGUUUAGUUAUUUGGUUUACACAACCGCUGAGGAAUUUUUUUCUUUUCAAUGCUGAUGAUAAAAAUCUGGGCAGGCGUCAUAAUGUCAUGGUGAUGAAUCUUCAAACUCUAUCAGUUGCAGGUUCAGUCUAUUUUUAUGAGGACAGGUUUUGACAGUUUCCACAUCCUCUAAAUUGUAGAGAGGAGCAUUUUGAGUGGUGAAUUUUUCCAUUGGACAACUGUGACAAAGAGAUGUACUCUCAGGUGUAUUAUUCUCAGAGGUUGCAAAGAACAAACUCAUGAAAUAUAGGGAACAUCACGUCUCAAAGCUGGUAAAAUACCUGGCACGUUGAAGCUUUUCACUCAUUUUUGCUGUCAUUUUUCCUCAAAUUCUUUCCCAGAGUCGUCACCAGGCAAUUCUUACUGGGGUAAGCCGGCACCUGAAGCAAAAUGUGUGUCUUCCUUAUCUGAGAACACAGCUCUCUCUUUUCUUUUGUUUUCUGCCAAACUGUACCUUCCUAACUCUCCUUGGUUGUUCCCUCUCAGUCUCACACCUGCAGCCUCCACACGCUUCUCUCUUUCCUCUUCAUGCUCCCUUUAUUUCUCUUUCACUGCCGGCCAUUUAUUAUAGGGUGUCAUGGCGAAAGAGAAGCCGCUCCUGGUGUGAUGCAUUGUGGUAUAAUUCACAGAUUUGGCUUCUGUGUGAUAAAGACCACUUAUAAAACAAGGGGACAUCUGUGCGGUGGACCUGCGCUGCUCUUAACUGAAAUGAACCAUGUGUCGAGUACUCACAGAGGGGAAACAAAACAGGUUUAAUUCCCACAUUCCCUCAACAGGAGGGAAAAUAACAAUGCUUUAACACUUUGCAGACGGCACAUUUUUCACAUUUAAAGCAACAUUUUAGUUUUUCUGUUUCCAUCCCAGGAGAGCGUUCAUUUUUCUCAUCGCUUCCCUUUUAUCUUCCAUCCAUACUCACCUCCUCACGCUAACGUUUGAUUCGUUUCCAACUUUAGCUCCUCUUGGAACCAAACCUCCCUCUCGUCUUAAGGGGUCAAGGUGAUUGAAGAUCUGGAUUGAUGAUUCUGGCUUUAAUUAGUAUAGCCUGUUUUAGUGAUGUCAGCAAUUCUUUACAGGCUAUGCUAAUCUGUGCCAGAAUCAGCAAUGCAAUAUGGACGGAAGCAUUUCUCCAUGACGUACAAAAACGGCUGUAUAUUGUACUGCUGUCAGUCCAUGAAUUUCUCUAUUGAUGUAUGACAGGUUUGGAAACAAUGCUUUGAGAUAUUACGCUGGAAGAACUAGUUUAUCAAACAGAAUGAAAGCUGAUAGAGGGCGUCUGCUAGGGUGGAGGUCUGCAGACAGUAAAUAAUUUGUAAUCACUAGGAUGAAAAAUGACGCUGAAGGGAAGCCCUAUAUGUCUUAGGCGCCGCAAUCAAGUGGCCUUUUCUGACACGUGAUAAGGCUUGAUGAGUGUAAAUGUAGAAUAUGAUGUCAAUUUUUUCCUCCCUUUUUUUCUCAUUCCACCUUUUGAUAUGGGGUGAGGAAGAUUACAGGUGUGAAAAAGUACAGAACACACAGCUCUAGAUGCUGCUGCCAUGUUCUGUUGCUGUUUUUUUCUAUUAACCUGCCAUGCUAGAGGCGCCUAACCUGUCAACACUUCUUUUAAUAGUAUGCCAGGCCUUUAAAAAAGCCAUUAUCUCUGCAGAAGCUGGUUUGACCCCAACAAUGAUGAAUGUAUGAUUCUGUGUCUUCUUCUGUACGCACAUAAAAAAAAACUUCAUAGGAAAAGAUAAAUACGGCUUCAUGAAAUUGUUUUCUUCUGUUAUUUCUUAAAAAGGUACAUGGGGCAGUUUGUGAAAAUCCCACAUCACAGUUUUUCAACUUUUGUUCUUGAAUUUAUGUUUUCACUUUGUGGUUUUACAUUUAGGAGUUUGCACUGCAAGUGGCAGAGUUCGCCUUUUUUAAAAAAAAAUUUAGAUACAAGAUGCAUGCACAAUGUUUCACAGAAAUCUUUUGUUAUCUUUAUAUUUGACGACUGAAGAUGACUAAAGAGAUUUAUAUUUUAACUUCUGCUAUCAAAUCAAAUCCCCUCCUGUUUUUAACCUGAAAGGGAUAUUCUGGCAUAAAAUUAAUUUAGGGACAAACACACUGUAACACCGAGUUAGACACCCCAGAGAGAUAAAUAUAGCCGACCACUUGUUUCUUUAGUUAUACCAACUUUAGUAACGACCGCACGAUAGCAAUACACAGUGGUCUGAGGAGCCAUACACAAACCUCAACUAAGAAGCCACUCUAUAGUCACAAAUAAUGCUCAGAACAGCACCAAACUUCAUCAACAGUACAUAUAGGGUCCUAGCUACAGCACUAGCCACCAAACAUCUUUUUAAAUUUGCCUAAUUUCUUCAGCAAAGAUACUGAACACAACUCACCUACUUUCUUCUAGCAGCCACUUGUUUGUAGUGAGACCUCGGGCCAAUCCAUUACGGACUACAGCAGGGUGACGCAGCUCAAGGAAUAACAUUUAUGAUCAUUUCUUCAUGGAAAUACAAUCAGACCAAGACGCUAAGGCAGAAGAACUACCCCGUCUGCAGUGCAAAAUGAUUAAUAGGGUGAUUAUUAUUUCAAGGACAUGAUAAAGAAAUGACUGUAAAUGUUCUUCCUUGGGCUGCGUCACCCCACAGCAGUCCGUAAUGUGUGUUUCACCCUAAAUUAAUUUUACGCCAGAAUAUCCAUUUAGGUGGUCCAACUAAAGGAAAACAUACAGUCUUCUCCUGUGGCUAUGGUUACUUUUUAUAGUCAUGUUGCCUACAGCUAUGGACUGUACAUGCACAGUGGUCAGUUCUGUAUUAUUGGGCACCUCAAUUGCAAUGGUCAAAUGAUACACUGUUCAGGCAAAGCUUACAGUGCCGUUUAAAAAUAAUACUUUUGCACAUUUGGCAAUACUGAUCAAUCCUUGCAGCUUAAUUUACCUGCUUUUGUCGAUUUUCUGUAUUUAUUAUUGAACACAGUUCAUUUAAGCAAGAAACACAUAACUCUUUCACAACCACAAGCAGUGCUGAAUCUGUAGGAAAAUCUCUCCAUUGCGUGUUUUUGCUGCUGCAGGCUGUUGCGCAGUGUGCAUCCAGUAAUAGUGACAUACAGGUAAGCUGCCUGUAAAGCAGUGCUCAGAGGGACUGGCAUUCUGCUGUGGCCUUUGAUUGGCAGGGGAGCAAAUGGCACCAGCAUCUGGAGGCACUUGGAUCAAACCCUGAUAUAAAAAAAAAAAAACUGGAGACACACAUAAACACAGAGACGGAUGGAUGCACACACACACACAUUUAUGAGCACAUACAUUGAGUACAAAUGGCCUCAUGCUAACCCUCCAGCCAUCUCCUACCUCGUCUGGGGCUGAUCUGGUAUAUCCACUUUGAAGCAGCUGUGAGCACAAAUGCGAUCUCAUUAGCAUAAUCACCCGCAGAGUUUUUUCUUUCUUAUGCCACCCUUUAAGUUUAAUGUUUAAGCUAAUUUGCCAUUGAUCAUUAUUUGGCUCAAGCAAAGGGCGUAAUUAAGUCCAUCAGCCUCUCUUCUCUCACUAACAAUUUGCUGUACAGUCUAGAUUUAGUCUGAUUGAUUUAGGAACUCUGUGUAUUAGUCCGCUGCUCAUUGUGUCAUGAAUUCUACAUCUACGUUGAUGAAUCAUCUGUCUUUAUGGAUAAUAGCAGCUAAGUUGUAUGUUUAAGAUUUCAUCCAUCUUGUGCCACGGUUUCUAAACCCUUAAUGUGGCUGUUUAAAUCAGACCCACAGAGCACUGGACUUUACAGAAAGCCAAUGAUUACAUUACCCUCCCUCUCUUUACAUCAACUUAGGUCCAAUAAAGUUAAUGCUCUCAAUUAUCUACUCCCCAGUCUGGCUUUAACCCAUCUCUAUAUUUUCUCCUUAAUCAGCUCAUCAAUGGAAAUGAUAUUUAGAAUUUUCCGCCUGAUUAUGUUAAUGUAACUCCGGGAAAACUUCAAUGAUUGGUAUAACUUUUCCCCUGCUGCCCACACACACACACACACACACACACAUCCCCAUACAGACUAAAUGAUUUUUUUCUUGCAUAAUGAAAUUUAUGACCCAAGCUGUGUAUUUAUAGACAUUUUAUGGUAAUAUUUAAAUAGUUUGUAAAUGCAUGACUGUAGUGACAUUUCAGGCUUCUGCUUUCCCCGCUCACCCUGUUACCUGUAAUCCUCCACUCGGGGAUAGACCCUGUUUAACCUUGCUGAUAACAUCCCAUCUGAAUGGUGCCGAUCAGCAGAGAGUACGAGAGCUGAGUAAAAGUGCAGGGCCUCCUGAGGUCACCUCUGCUCAGUGUUACACUCCAGAGCACCAGGCCCCUUCAUUUAGAAAGUAAUUCGACUCAUUACCUCUCCAAACUGUAUGCAUGGGAAGUGUUAUGCCUGAGCAGCUAUAGGCUGUUAAGCUGCUGUACUUUAUGAGGUAUCCGCGGUGUGUGUGUGUGUGUGCAUGAGUGAUCACACAUGCUGGGUAUCUUUCUUCUGUGUCUCCAAACAUUGAUAAAAUGCUCAGAGUGAGAAUUUCCCCAUUUGCAUCGCAGCCUGCAGCAGAAGAUAAACAAACCGUAACUGGGGUUGAAUUUUCACUUUUCAUUUGCAGUAAAUCAAAAAGAAGAAAAGGUAAUAGGAUUCAUAUUAAUUUAUGAAUGCAUUCAUAGGAAAUAAGCUUGAGUCAUUGAAAAUGGGGCAUCAGAUUGUGACAUAUUUCAACCUGAUGCUGUUUUUUCAAGUUGAUGUUUUGAUGUUGUAAUUUACAAAGAAUCUGAUGUGCCGAUUCAAAAUCUGACACUUGUUAUUCACCAUCUGUUGCAUUGUUGUGAGAGUUGGGGUUCUGUAUGGUGCAGUAUUUUUUCAUUUUAAUAGAGGCAUCUUUUCUAUCACAGUACUGUCUGUAGUGUGGGCCAUUGACUACAAUGUUGAAAUCAAACUAUGCCCCCUUUUUUGUUGGGCAUUAAAUCUUUUGGAAAAUAAGUUUGAAGACUUUUGACAACUAAUUAAAAAUCUAUUAUAGUAACCAAUCAAGCAACAAAUGUGAGAAUGUUCUGCUUUUCUUUUCCACUUGUGACAGUAAACAAAUUAUCAUUUCACAGCUCAUCCAGUCAAGGAAAACAGUUGUUUACUACAAAUCUGGUUCUGCUCAAGUUUUCUGCAUUUGGAAGAAACUUUCUUCCUGUCUGCAUGCCAAAUGUUGCCAUGUGCGUGCUCAGGGUAGGGUUGUGUUUUUACUCUUAAGGAAAUGCAACAAAGAGUUUGGCCCAGCUCUUUCUGUAAAGUAGAUAAUUUAUAAUUUUAAAUUUUUUUUUACACUAAGUCAACAGGCAGAAGCUAAGCCUGUUUGAAGUCCUCAGCUUGAUGUGAGAUGAGGUGUGAAAUCAGAAAAUCGAUCCCCAUUGUUCUGUGGUUUUGACCAAUCAGAAUCAAGUAUUUAAAGAAGCCUAAUAAAAGGUGGAAAGCCAGGUAAUAAUGUGAUUUAGUAUCUCCAUGCCUGUCUUCUGUAUGGUUACACAACGGUCUCUCCUCUCCACUCUGCUUUUCCUUAUUUGUUCUUUGUUGUUUGGACCAAUGAGAAUGACUGAUAGAUUAAUGUGCAGAAGGUCCGUUCAGAUUUUUGGCCAGAAUCAAACAUCGUGACUUUAACAGUCAUUUCUAAUACACAAUGUCUUGUUGAAUUCUUAGGCACCUGUGAGUCAGGCUCUCUCUUGCCCAUCAGCUUAACUAACUGCCAGUGUGAUUUGUGCAGUGCAAUAAUACUCACAGCCAUUUCCUUUGUGAAUUAUUGGCGCCAAGAAUACCACCCUGACCUGCAAUUAAUGACACUCCAUUGAUUCAAUCCAUCCCUCUUUGGCUAGGAAAAAGAAAAAAAACUCCCAGAGGGUUUUUCCUCCCACGGGAUUCACAAGUGCAUCACAGAUUUAUUUUAUUGCUUAAUGCACUUAGUUUAAAUUUUCCCCUGGGAGAAACCCAGCAAAGCUUCUCCAAAAUAUGAACCUCAUGAACACAACUUUAAUCACGAUUGUGCUCACCAUUUCCUGUGCAGGGGAGUACCAUGUGAAUUAUUUGCCAAAGCUACCGUUGUGUUAAAGUGGAUUUUUAUGCCCAGUCAAACAUGUCUGCUUUUCAACAUUUCAUUUCACCCAGUGAGACGGAGGUCAGUUCAAGCUGGCUGACAUCUGAAUAUUCAUGAUCAGUUCAAAGUACUGUCAGGGUUGGAUAAAAAUUCAUUUUUACCAGCUCAUUUAGGAGUAUUCAUACAAUUUGAUUUGAAAUCCAGGAUUUAAAUAGCAGCCGGGAUUAUUUCCUAUCCCAGAGGAUUUCAGCCAGAAGGCUGAAGCCAGCCUAUGACACCCCAUGAUAAUUCUCUCCAUUGUUACCUUAAGAGAUGGCAGCAGGGUUAAGAAGAAAUGAUCAUUAUCCUUCUCCAGUUUCCGCUCUCUCUUUUGUGGUACAUUUUCCUGCCUGUUACCAUUCCUCCUCUGUCUCCUGUCUCAUGCCUUUGCACGCUCUACACCUUAUUGAAUCAGAAAAACUCUCACACAUGCACUGGUUGGCAGAUGACACAGAAAACCUUCCAUCAGCAGUAUAAGUGAAGGGACAGUGUUGUGGUCUGAAUCCAAAACUGGGGGGCACAGAAAGUCGCAGCACAAGCCAGAGGCAAAGGCUUUUCAGAGAAAAGUAAGGGCUCAGGUAUGGAUUGAAAAUGAUAAAGGACAGAGUUUGGGAGAAGUUUGGAGCAGCAGGCAGUUCAGCUAUAAAACUGCCAUCCUUCAGAACUUAUAGAGCAUAGAGCAUUUACCCUGAAUGAACCCCAGAUACAUUUUAUUCACUGCCAUGACCCUGUUGAUGGAUUGAUUCAUACAUACUGUCACAGGCUCUUACAGCAGAGUCCUCAUGUAGCAAGACAAUAUGACUAAAAAAAAAAACUGCACAUAUAUAAAAGAUGUUUUUAACCCUCUGGUUUUCUUUAAAAAUUCUGAAUAGGUCCUUUUUUUACUUUUGUUAUUUUACAGAGGAAAUACUCUUUUAAGACUUACAAAGAUGAUUAGAUAAAGUAAACUCCAAACAGUAGGAAGUAGCAUUGUUGUCGUUAAUAUUAUUAAACCAUAGUAGAUAUGAUGCUAUAUUUAACAGCUGUGUUCUUGUUGGUCAAUUACACAACUGAUGCUAUCUAAAACAGGCUGUUGCAAUAAGGAACAGACUGUUACCAUGAAGAACAGACUGUUGCCAUGAAUAACAUACUGUUGCCAUGAAGAACAGACUGUUGCUAUGCAGAACGAGCUACAAAAAAGGGGGGAUGAAAACUGCCUACUGCCAUUUCAAGGCAGGAUAUUUACACCCUUAUAAUGCCUUGUCUGCAAUAUGUGUUUGUGUGUGUGUGUGUGUGUGUGUGUGUGUGUGUGUGUGUGUGUGUGUGUGUGUGCGCGCAUUUUUUUUUCCAUUGUGUAAUGCUUGGAAAUAUUAUGGUGGUGAGCGGUCAUUUCGAUUUGGAGGUAGUAACGGUGGUGAAAUGGCGGACAGAGGGUGGCAAUGAGUGGUACUGACGGCAGUGCAUAAUAGUGCAGUGUGUAUGAGCGUGUCUGAGUGUAUUUAUAUGGUGUUCCUCUAUGUGUAAAUGUGCCUCUCGUGCUUCAGAAACAGCAUAAUGGGAAAUGUAAUCAUACACUUUGGGGUGGAGUCUGUACGUACAAAGUACAAAGGAGUUGUUCAGUUAAUGUAAGUCACAACAUCUAAGUUAGCUUAUUUCUACGAGGUGGUAGGGUAAACCAUUGUCAUGGACUAAACUCUAGCAAUACAGACAAUCUUGGUCUCUAUAUGGCUCAUCAUUUUUCUGUUUUAAAAAGCUGUACAGGAGUAGAAGUUUUUACCAACUCUAUUACAGCUCACUAAUACAGCCAAUUCCUUUCAGCCUCUCAGUCACAUUUGUAUUGCAGGCAGGUAUUUCUGAUGGGGUAUCAGACAAAUAAGUUGGCUUACUGCGUAAUUCUGGCACUAAAUGACCAUUAACAUCUCUUCGCCCAAGCCAGUUGGCAAAUAAAUUCUGGUAUCAUUGGACUGGCUAUGCACCAGGUGGCAGGUACAAUGCAUUCGCCAUACCUUGCUUAUUGGCUGAAUGAGUGUCACCCAAUCUGUGAGAGCAAGUGUUCUUGUUUUUUCUCCAUUGUUGUGACUGGUUAGUCAGUUUUUGAGAGCAACAGCAAAUUGUUCAGGGUUUCCAGAGUGACCAGAGUUUGUAUGCAGCUCAUUUUUUACAGUCCGACCAGCAGCAUGAGAACAAAAUGUCGUUAGAGUUGGGACAUGACCUCUAAGACAGGAUUAUUAGCCUCAAACAGGUUUUGUAUUGUUUAGUAGCAUUGUAACCACACUGAGACAACAAACCUGAACUAGAUCAAAGAUACCAUAGCUAGACCAUGUCCCAUUUCUGUAGAUUCUGCAUGUUUUUGUAGAAUCAGUCAAUAAAAGAUUAUAUAACAUCUUAUGAUGAUUAUCUGAUUUCUGCUGGCUGAUGGUCUAUGACUCACUUUUCCCACUUUACAAACUCUCUUCCACUCGUCUGUAGAGUUUUCCAGGUCUGUCAGCUCAUUAGGAAACCACUUCUUUAUUCAUCACAUGGCUCUCCGUGUGAAUAUGAGGUCAGAGUUUUCCUGAAUUUCUCUAGGAUCUAUUUCUGACCUCUUGUGUGUUUUAUAAGUGGAUUGGUCUAUUCAAGGUGUCAAUUGAAGUGAAAUGUGAAAUUCACAUAGAAAACGAGUGGUCAUAGCUGAGACAAAGGUAGAGUUUGCUUUACAAAAGUAGGUUCACCUUUAGAAAGCACACACCAGUAAAACACAUUCGCCUGGAUCAAGCAAUCAAUCCAACUUAGUAUCAAUAAUACAACCCCGUACGUCUUUACUGGCUAAUGGAUUCCUGUCUUGAUUUACUGUCUUGUCUGGUUUCCAGGUCGUAUCGGUUUGUCUGUGCAUUUAUUUCACCCUCACUGCAAUGUGUCUCUCUGCACAAGUGGACACAACAAGAUUGGAAAUCUCUUUUUCAGCGAGACCACCAUCGAUAAAUCGUGUCCAGAUGAUUCUGCUGCUUCACUCGCCACUGAUGGAGACAAACGAAGAGACGAUGAGCUCUGAUCUGAGGUGAAUCCUGAUUUCCACCUCUGCACGUAGCUGCUGAAAGAGAAAUGACCCCAUGUCACGGUGUAAAUAACUUCACCUGAACAACGUAAUGUAAAAUCCGAUGCCACAGGGCAACGCUUGGAUCAUGUUUAUGAACUUUGUCUUUGUGCAGACAUAGCAGAGAGGAGUGUGAAUGAGAGACAAUUUUCAGUAUUUAACCCUCAGCCCCUGAUUAUACAGCUGCUCUAAUCAAACCCACGAUAUGAAGUCAGAGAGAUGAGAGACACUUAUUUUGAGAUGCGGCUUGUGUGUGAUUUUGAUUCAGAAUUUCAGCAUUUUUCAGCAAUCAACUCCCCCUAAUUUGUAUGUCUGAGGCUGAGCGUGACAGAUUUGCACCAAAACUUUUGCAGGCGUCUAUGAAGGGGAGCAGAAAUAGUGGGUCAUAACUGUGGGAUCUUGCAAGUUUUUGGGUGGAAAAGAGAAGUUAAUAGAUAAAAUGUGAUGAUGGCAAAAUCUUCGGGUAAAGAGAAAGAUUGACUGUCAGACUGUUUGGGUUUAUCAGAUAAAGGAGAAGAGCACAGCGAGCUAGCAUGGCUGUCAGAUGGGAUGCAUAGCUAAUAAAAUCUAUACCCAUCUGUUUUGCAGUUACAGUCUUUGUGUCAAAAGCCCCGUCAUGAUGGGCACAGAGACAGAAAAAUGACACAGAAUAUGGAAUCACAUUAUUGAGGGCCUGCACAUUCACUGAAAUUAACAGGACUUGACAGGAUAGAGGAUUGAAAAGUCACGUUAGCUUCAGCUCAAAAUUACUGCGGCAUGCGUUGCCUGACAGGUCCUCACUGACAUGGUUAAAUACUACGGUUUGUUUGUCGACAUGGAGGUCACGUCUCGGACAUCACGUAAUCUAGUAGACUGUUCGUGACCUGAGUCACGGAGUGGCGUAUUACAUAUUGCUGAUGGCACUGAAAUGAGAUGAGAAACUGGACUUAUCUGCUUACUAGCGAAGUUGUAGCAGUCUGUAUGUUUGCAUAUCAUAGCAUCCAAAUGUCUUUCACUGUGUUUAUCAGUGUAAUUCAGUCUGUGUUUUGUUUUUUAUCUCUUAUGGUUCAAACACAAGCCACGAUCUUGCCCUGUGAUUUGGAGGCUAACAUUUGGCAAAGCUAAUCAAAAAGCUGUUUCAUAACUCUCUGGGGUUAGGUCCUUUGAUUCAGUUGCUCUGCAGAGUCAGACGCACAGUAAAGUCACUCUGUGUGCUAACACAAUCACAGCACCAGGACAGUGACCGACACCUGACCUACCCAGAAGCCAAAAAUAGCCUGUCAUUUGUUUGUUCUCAAACUUAAUACAGGCCACAUGUGCCGUGUUGUAACACACAACUCAAUUCCCAAGUGGGAAAGUGGAAGAGCAGGCUGUAAAAGAUGUCCUCACUCACAUAGGCCAGAAAUCUGACAUCCAAAUGGCUCCAUGUAUAAUGUAAGUUUUCCAGCAGUAAAUGUCUCUCGUGGUAAUAUUUCAUUGGGCCAGUCACUUAGGUUUUAAAAUGCAUACUUAAUUCUGUUGUCUCACAUCCCACAGUUAGAGAGCUAGUUCAUCCCUCAUAAUGAACCUUAUCUCCUGCUGUCCUCAACAUCUUUGACACACGUUCAGAUUUUAAAAUGAGUCAGCAGGAAAAAGCGCUGAACGGCAUCCUCCUGUUCAGAGAGCGGCUGUGGGCAAGCAAUAAAGACAUGAUAUAAAAUAUAUAACAGUAUUAAGAGACAUUUCAUUUCAUUACGAGUCUCAGUCUCCUGAUUCACUGCAACUCUCUUCCAAGCAAAAGCCUCCCCUUCCUUUUAGGAUUUUCACUUUUAUUAAAGGAGCUCUCAAUCCAGUGCCUUAAAACACUCUCAGCCUGAAUAUGAAGUGACACCAUGUUGUGAAGACUUCCUCACUUUCAGGGAAGUCCUCUCUUGUUCUGUCUGAGCGGCUACGACUGUGAUUGCUGAAAUGCUUCUCAGUGUGUCAUUUUGUUCAACACUGAGCUCAACCUUUGAAGACAGCUGAAAAGUUUCCUGUCACGACAGUGUCUGGAGGUACAUGGGUGUACGUCUUGGCUGCUUGUAAUCUCUGUCUCCACAUUGAGCUGCUGCCUGGGACAUAAGAGGAUCCUUUCAAAUCUAUUGGCAUUUUCGUCCUUUGAUAGAUAGCUUAUGUUGUUACUGUGCACUUAGAGGACUAAAUGCUUGUCAUUCUUCAUUUCUAUCCUCUACUUGAUGCACUACAGUCCGCUUUAUGUCUCUCUUUUGUGCAACAGAUGUUAACCGACUGAGUGUUUCGAGGUAUUAAGUAUACCAUGCACAUGUCACACUUGUCUUAAUAAAUUAGUGAUGUUGCUCAAUUUAAAAGGGUUGCCAGCUUUCUCUGUUUUAAUCAGUACAGUCAUUUGUGACUGUUAAGAUUUUUAAUGAGUUGAUUAGUAUUGGGAAGGAUGAUUUCAAAAGCCUUUGUAUUUUCAAGUAAAUACUCACUGUGCAUCCUGAUGUGGAGCGCUUGCUACUGAACUCUGUUGGAGGGGGUUUUGUAGAAAACCGAAAUGAAUCCUUUUCCUCCUAAUGAGCCCACAAAAGGCGAGGUAAUACAGAGUAUCAUCCCCUGUUGCGCAAUUAAACUGCAAGUCUGAAAAUAAUAAGCUAUUGUAAUGACUUAUUUUUCCACAAUGGCUGUAUGUGUAAAUGUAUCCGGGCAUUUCUCACUUGCUGUCUGAAUGGCUCUGCAGGACUCGGCCAAGCAUCCCCGGCUGUGUCUGUGCAUUCAAAUCUGAACAUAAAAAAUGUUGUUUUUUAUUCUGACCUUUUUAUUUACCUUUAUCUUUUUGUUUUCUUGCUUUUCUGUCCUGUCUCCCAAAGGACAUCACCUCCUUAAUUUCCCCAGACAACUUCUCCCCUCUUUAAUGAUGAAUUCUUUUUUCAAAAGUCGUUUUGACUGACAGGUUUGAAAUAAGUUUCAGGGGAUAAUGACAACAGAAAGCCAGAGUUAAAAGCAAGGAUCUGUUGCUUGAUGGAGUGAAUCUUGCAGCUUUAUUCAGCUUCGUUCUCCGUCAUUAUUUUAAAAGGAUAAGAAGAAAGUAGUCCUCUCAUUAGAUGGCGAAGACAGGGACUUUCAUUGCGCUGAUCUUGGGAUCAGUUGUGCCAGUUCCUUAGAAGUUUCAUGGGUUGCAGCCGAUGUUUGAAAAUCUGAGUCUUCAUGCUACGCUGUGCUGCAUUCAAGCUCUGAGAUAAUGACACUCAACAAAAGAAAAUGACCAGCUAAGCAGCCGCUGGAAGACGUUCAGAGAUGCGACAGUUCGGCCAAGCUGCUGCAGCUGCCAGCCUUUCUAUCCCAACACGUACCUGCUGUAUGCUGCCUGGAACAAUAAUUGGAACAAACUGAUCACUGAAACUCCUCUCACCAGCUUUUGGAAACAAGCUAUAGUCCCCAACAUCAGAUCAAUGACUUGAUUCUCAGUGUUUAAUCCUGUGCCAUGAUUGGCAACUGCUUCCUUUUCAUAAAUGGUGAAGAGUGAGUAGAUUCAAUAAUUGGACUGCUAAAGUAAACAGUAUCAGCAGUGAGUUUGUGAAAAUGGACUGUUUGUUGUACACUAAUAUAGACAGCCUCCCUAUAUGUCUUUUUCUUACUGGAUGGGUGCUGAGCAUUUGUGAUGGAAGAGCCAGAGCGAAGGAGUGAUCUUGUGUGUAGAGCCGCAGGACUGACCCCUUCCACUAACCCAAAACACACAUUGAACUCACUGAUAAAACAUUUAAGAUCCCUCAGGUUGGUGCGGUCUACAGCAGGUCAACAGAUUCUUGUAUUGAGUUGAUUUAAAAUGCGCACUGGUAGCUGUGAAUAGUCCAAUGGUUCUUGGUUAGUUUUUCUUUUGCUGUUCCCCUCUACUCUGGUUAUCCAGUGUCGAACAUAGCAGAUGACUGCAUUUGUCAAAAAAGCUGUCAAUUAAUCCUCUUUUUAACGUCAAAUAAUUGAUCAUUAAAGCUUAAGUUCUUAUAAACCACUUGCAGAUAAUCAGAAUAAUGGUAACACUUUACAAUAACCAUAACUUAUUAAUGGUGAGCAGAUAGUUUAUUAAUGUUUAAUCAUCUUUAAUAAAUAGUAUGUAGACUAUUCAUAAAUUGUAAAUUUUUACAAUUUUAAAAACUUAACCCUAACCCGAACUUUAAAUAACCAUCUAAGUAAUGUUCAAAGGUGGUUUAUAAACCACUUAUCAUUCACAAAGUAUUAUAAACAUCAGUUGCAACUUUACAAUAACCAUCUAAGUAAUGUUUAUAGGUGGUUUAAAAAACAAAUAUUAACCAUUUACAAAGUGCUACUGAAACACAUCUGAAUCUAGAUGUUUUACAACCAAUAUUUAAACCCUAUAUAAACCUUUAAUUAAUAGUCCAUUGAUAAUUAAUAAAUGUAGUAGUAAAUAAACUAUCAAUUUGCCAUUUAUAAUUGGUCUAUAUGCCGUUUUUAAAUGAUGAUUAAACAUAAAUAAACUAUCUAUUUACCAUUUAUAAAUUAUGGUUAUUGUAAAGUGUUACCAGAAUAAUAAGAGCCAGCAGCAGUUUUUGAGAAAAACCUUUUUGACAUGCGUCUGACCUAUGUAAGACCAGGACUGUUUCCAGUCACCAAAGGUAGUACUAAAAGUCCUGGUUCUGCCCGUUGUUUUAUAAAGUCUGUGAAAUGGACACAAUUUGAUUGGGUGAAAGCACCAACACUGCCUCAAGGGUCUACAAAAAGAUGUGGUUUGGGCUAAAGCAAUGACUAAAUCAAUGAACAGAAAGCUCUUGUAAUCCAAGUUGAUGUAAGUAUACUUCUCUGGGUUGAGAGAAUUUCUUCAUCAAAAGUUUCUCAAGUCUUUGUUUGAUGCAACAAAUGCAAGUGCGUCACAACGCAGAUGGAUGAAUUGGUACAAGCUCCAUCGAGCAAACACUGUUCUUCAAUGCACCAUCUACAGCUGACUCAUCCCUGUCCUUGCGGUUCAACUUGAGAGUUAUGCCUCAAUAAAAAAAGUGUUUAGGUGAUAUUUUCAACACAAAGCUGCCGAUUCAACCUGGAUAUUUAGUUAGGUGCAGGUAAGUCUGAGUCCAGGGUGUAAAAAAGAAAAAAAAACUAAAUGCUGUCAGAGACAUUUUCCCGGUUCAAAUUCCUCUUCCCCGUAUAUCUCAGUGCAGUCGUCCGUUAGCAUCAUUGUGCACAGAGAAGGACGGAGCAGAGCAUCCAGGUGGAACCAGCUGUAAUUAGACCAGAGAGAGAAAUGAUGGACACACAAAGCAGUCACACACAAUUUACCCGGGAAGAGAAGAUACAUAUACCCGCCUUUUCCGCAACACCCCCGUCCUCCACUGCAAUAUCUCAACUCCACUCGCCCACUUCAAUGUUACAACCAUAUAAUCACCUCACAGCUAGUUUUUAUAUGCUUUUAUUUCGCCUCUUACCUUGACCGACCCUUCCUCGUCUCUUGUGUUCUAAUGUCAUGUCUCGUUAACUUUGUUUUCACCUGAACCGUCUUUCAUAAUAUUCCUGUUAGUAGCUGCAACAACCUGUUGGCGCUUUUCCUGCUUUUUUGUGCUUUUUCAUUUAUUUCUUCCUUCCCUCUCGGCGUUCGGUGGAAUCAUCUGUGGCUUCCUAUGGUUGGUCUUUAAUGUGUUUAUGACACAAACAACAUACUCCAACAUGUUUUCCGUGAUACUUUCACUGACAAAACUAUCACCCUGUCAUCACCCUCAGCAAUAUAGUUUUAAAUCACCCUCUCCCCCUGAGAUUAUUCCUCAUCAUAAUGGGUAGUUUUUUUUUAUUGGCAAAAUGCCUUUUGGCAUAAAUUGCGGUGCUCUAUUGUCUGCUUCCAAACUGCACAUUUUCACAUUUUAACAGCUUGGCUAUCCAUCACAUAUGCCAUGUUUGUCUGUCUCCAGGGUAGAGGUGAUUUAUUAUCCCACUGGAAAUUACUGUGCUGAUGCUGUCGUUUGGUUAAAAAGACAAACACCCUGACUCUGAAGUGCUUGAAAGAGAAAUAGAGACUGAGCAGUGUUUUUACUCCCUGAUUGUCUGCACACAUCACAGCAGUUAUUUAAUAAGUCCUACUUAACUUGGUUCGAUUUUUUGGAUCUAUGGCAGGGUCUCUCAACCAAAGAGGAUUUGGCAACUUUAUCCUCCAUCUUAAUCUGACUCUCAGUGUAGUUUGCUAAAACCCUACAAUGAAUUGCAUCCAAAUUGCAUCAUCUUGAAGGUACCAUCGAAUUAAGUUUUACCAAAGUAUCUUUUACUCCCACAUUUCCACAGUCAUUAUUAUAAUGAACUUUCUUGUGGAUAAAUACGAAAAAAGGACAAGCCUUGCUGCCUCUUUUCUUUCUUACUGCAUGCAUCCACCUCAGCUAAGGAUAUCUCAGCUCCUAAGGAGUUUGAGAUGCUAUAUGAUGCUUUGGAGCUCAGUGCUAAUCAUGCACAAACAGGAGGACUAAAAGCACGAUAAAAGGGGGAGUAGAAACAAAAGUUUCAUAUCUCUUCCCAGCAAAAGAUAGUACGUUCCUACAGGCACCAUGCAGCCAUCACAUUAUUGUGUUUACAAGGAAGGAAAAGAGUCAAUAUAGACAUGACUUUAAUGCCCUUCACUGAGUAUUGAUGGACUUCUCACCAUCGAGCCGCGGCUAAUGAUAGAUGCAUACAUCUAAUGACAAACCUAUACGACCAUACUGUUAAUGUGUCACACGUGUCACCUUAGAUCAACAUUAAAAUCUGUUCACCUUCCCCUGUCCACAACCUCUGUGACGCUUUGUAUUGGACGUAACCCAGAGUUCAGUUUCUGGUUUUCUCUGAAAAACACAGAGAACAUGACAACAGUGUCCUCACUAGCAGCAAAUACUCUGAUGACUCGGACUGGAACAGCAGAGUCCUCUCUUAUUUUGAUAAGGUGUAAAGUUACUGUAGUUUUGUGGCAGUAUUAUGCUGAUGACAAUACUGCCGCUUUCUUCUCCUUUUUGUUGUGAUGGCAGCUUUUCAGGUGGCUUGAAACGAGACUAGGGAUACAGUUGUUCUAAACAGAUGAAAUUGUAUUAUUGAAAGAAUAAAUAAUGACACGUUUUAUAAAUAUAUAUUGUGCAUCCCUAAAAUUAACACAUGAGUUGUCCAGUGGAUUGCAAUUACAUUCAGUUCUAUAAUAAUAACAAGGUUUUUAGAGGAACCAAGUGAGAAUAAAAUACCUUUGAGGCCGUUUACAUGUUUGCUUUUUGCUCUGUCGAUGGCAAUGUCAAAGUGACAAAUAUCACCAGCAGAUAGUAAAGCUAUAAUUUGUGCAACAAGAACACAAAGAAGCCAUAGUUGGAGUUACAAGUUUGCCAAGUGUAAUUGGUUUUAUGCAGAUAAGUGAUUCACUGUUGGUCAGUUUGUACAACAGCUGGGCAGCUUUUUCAAGCUACUUGGCUUUACACAAUUUAUUUUGUUGCUGGUGCUCAAGUGUUUGAUAAAUCUGUGUACAUGAUGUGCAGGAUCCUCUCUUGUUAGAUGAGUGGCUAGAACAUGCUUAGAACCUGAAAAAGUCCCCCAACCCACCACAUACACUUUAGGAGCUACAAUGAGUCCAAGUUAUUGCAAUGUAAAUGCGACUACAGAAGCAAUUGCUAGAACAAAAUGAUCUAUGAGAUAUCCUCUGGUGCCACCAUUGGGUUAGAAAUCAUAGUUUUAAAAAGAUCGAUUUUUAAUUUUCUUCCCAUCCUGUUUAUCCAAGCAGUACCGGUUUCCAAACAACUACUCUGACAUUUUAAUUGACUGUCUUGUCUUUGUUGCUAAUAGGCACUGACGGACUAAGAUAAUAAUGUUCAAUACUACUCCUUUGCCAACCUAAAUUGGUAUUUAGUUUUACUUGUAUAAAAGCUCUGAUUAUAAAGCUUUAAAGCUAUUGAUUUUUUAAAAGUGGGGUUCUGAGUGUAGUAGUAACAGGGGAUCUCGAUCAUUUAGACCCCUUUGUUGAGAAAGUGACUUAAAAAGCAGAACAGAAUCUCGGCUGUCAAAUGUGAUAGACAGGACCAGUUCUACCAUGUCUUCUAGCAAAUUUUAGCAAACUCCAACUAAACCACUAUUCUCGAUGUAUGUGUAAGCCUGUCUGAAAAUGUCUUAACACUUUAUAAGUACCUCAUAUCGCCCAAAGUAUCCCUUUACAAGUCUUGUGUCAUCAGUGACUUUGUAAAGGGUUAUACUGUCACAAAAGGGUUAAUUUUGAGUGCAUCAGGAAUAUCAAAGGUAAUACACAGGUGCAUUAGGUUCACUCUAAUACAUCAGGACACAUACCGGAGCAAUACUUAUCAGUUAAUUGAUUUGAUCAUUUCUAGUUUCUAAACUACAUCUGACUUUUAUUGAAUCUGGCAUCUAAUGUUUGAUGUUUUGCUCGAAUAGGUUUCGGGUGAGUGGGGACAUGUCUGUGUGUGUCUGUGUCUCUGCGUGUUUGUGUGCGCUGGAAUGGAUAAAAUGCAGAGAGGUGAACCAGGGGCGGGUUUUUGACAAAUCUUAGCUGAUGUUGUUGAGUUUCUCAAGUGGCUUUGAACAUUUUGGAAAUAUGUCAUAUUUCAAGUUUUUAAAGUACCCCAUACCUCUGCAUCGAAAGAACAAAAAAUAGCUGAAGAUCCUUUGAAAUUCUGCUGUGCCAUACAUGAACCAAUGCAAAGUUGGUAUUCCUAUGCGAGUCAUGCAAAGGACCCCCCAGAAAGGACUGAGUCAUCCCCAACAAAAAGCUGGAAAAGAAAGAGAACAGUGAUGUGGAUUGAUUGUCCGGAUGAGUUAAAGAUGAUAAACAGACAUAAGAACUGUGCACAGCUGAGCAUUUGUCUGACUUUGUCUACCUCAUUUAAUUUUCUGGGGUCAGUAGAAGUUAAUUAUUUCCUUUCACAUGAUUUUAUCUGUGCCACACAGACAGCCAGUGCGGCUUGUGCUUUUAAACUUGAAAAAGCUGCCACUGUCUGUAAUCUCAACUGCACCGCCAUGCAUACCGAAGUGACAUCAGUAAAAAAGAGAAAGGUCCAUGUGACCUCCUUUUGGGGUUUUAUUCCACGUUGACAACUUGUUCUGUACUUUGCAUCUUUUAGCAGGUUAAAGUGGCAAGAAAAAACUUUCUUGUAACAGGCAGAGAUAGGGGUGUCCUGAUACGAUACUGAUACUCAGAUAUUGGACCGAAAAAAAACAAAAAAAAAAAACAAUAUCAGAUUAUAUCGGCCUGCAUCCAAAUUUGAAUUUAAAUGUCUGUAUGAAUGAAGAGAAAAUGAGCUGCUUCCGGGGGUCCAUGGUUGAUUUUCACAUAAGUCUUGCCCCAUGUAGAUAUUAAUUUUAGGGUGGCAUAAGAUCAGUUUUCUGAGACCCAUGCCUCCCCUGAAAUCUUCUCUUUUUUGUCUUUAAUGUUUUGUUUUCUUUUUCUUGUCUUCUCUUUACUCUUUUAAAUCAACCUAACUCAGGUUCACAAGAUUUUGUCUGUGCAUUUAGUCCAUGAUCAAAACAAUGGUAAAUUCCUCUAAGCAGCAGUCUGCUGCAGAGGAAUAUACCCUAGAUCACUGCAGAUGAACAUGCUCUGAGGCUCAAAAUAAUUUCUAUUGCCUCUAUUUAUCCCUGAAAGUGGGAACAGUCAAUCUGCUUGGAUGGUUUUAGUAAUAAACCAGCCAAGCCGACUGAUUGACUGUAGAACACCAGUGUUGUUUUUUUGGACUGAAAAAACAACCAAAAGCAAUCAAUCCUGUCAAUCCUGGUAAUGUUGAGCAAUAUUUACUGUGUGCACAAACAGCAUUUAAUAUCUCUCCAUGUCCUAACUUGUGACUCAAAACAAACACUCUGCAGGCGGCCUGUGAUAGUGGAGGUGGCGUGGGAGAGCUGUAGGGAAAAAAUGUAACUCUAAAUGUAACAUGCUCAAAACAGACCACCAAAGCUUCUGAUGGCCAGAGCUGAACCCCAGACCCAACAAAAGCAAAUCCACUUCAGACAGUCGCAUCUGAUCAAUGAAAUCUCGUCCAGCCAUGUCCCCCCUCCAUCUAACCCGUCUGUAAGAACAACGAGAUCACUGCACAAAUCCCUCAAGUGAAGGCAGCAGAGUAUCAGUCAGAGGAGCACAGAGAGGAAGGAGGAGAGUGAUGGAGAGACAGGAGAAGAAAGGAUACAAAGGGAUUAAGGAGACAUUUUACAAUGCCUGCUUGAGAGGAGCCUGUCUUUUUUCUGUAUCAAACUGUGAUUUUCCUGUCUGUAAUUACUUCCUCCACCAGACUCUUCCUCAGAUGCAGAAUUUGAGACAGAGCUGAGAGGCUGAGUUAAAGCUAAGAGCAGUAAGAGAUAAUGAAAAGUGGCAAAAAAUAAUAAAAGACAUUUCAUUUUUUGAGACAUAAUUCUGACAGUUUUCUUAAAUGAAGGUCCAGGGUUGGGGCUCAGAAAAUAGGUUUCUGCCUUUUUGAUCCAAUUUCGUCUCUUUGGUUUGUGAGGAUUUUAAAUGUAUAAUCCUCGGCACGAAGCAUAGAGCAAAUUAAUGACAGCCAUGAAAUUGAAAGCUUUAAUAUAUCUUGUGAUUAUUAUUCACUUUGUUGUGAAAUACUGAACAGAAAACUACAAAUGAAAUGUGCUUUGGAAUCAAAAAAAUCCAAUUUCAAGUUUUGUAUUGAGUGCUGUGAUUAAUAUUUUAAUAUAUCUGGUUAUUUCUGCUCUGAAAACAUUAAUAUCAGAACUGCAACACUAGACAUACAGUUUCUUUGUUCUCUCCUGCCCUGAUGCACUCAGUAAAUACUAAUGUUGUAGUUAGGGUGUUUGAAUAAGGAGAUGGUGUGUGUCGGCAGAAACAGAGGGAAGAGGAAAUAAGAGAGUACAAUAAACAAACUUGUUUUAUAAUGAGAGCGUACUGGUGUGUGAUGUUUUUAUCACAGUGUGGAAGAGGAGUCAGGUUUCUUUAAGCUGAUUAUUAAAGGCAAUUAAAGAGGGAUUUAUCUUCAAGAAUAGUCGGGUCUGGAGCAUUGGCUGUAUUUGAACCUGGAGGACAAAGAGAAGGACUGUGUUAUUGUUUUGGAUAAUUCCCUAAUAAGUUAUUCAGCUUUGACUGAGGGCUAGCAUGUGUGUCCACUGACAUCCUUGCUCAUUUGCUGUUUUGUUAUCUACAGCUCCUGCCUGGAUACCUGAUGAGGAGCAUCAGAUCAUUAGUUUUGCGUUUACAGCACGCAUAGGAAAGAGCUGUGUAACAUAUUCAGUGUCUAGAAGAUCUAUUAGAGAUGAGACAGGGACAAAGUCAAAGCUAAACGAACACCAACCCAGAAGGAUAAGUGAGACACGAUUAGGAUACUUGGCUUGUUGGAAACAUUUCCAUCAGCGAGCCGCUAACUAAGAUUAGCCUCCAAAGCGGCUCAACCUUUGGUCUCAAGUGUUUGAUUAGUUCAAAGUCUGAUUUAGAGCAGGUGGGGCGGAGAUGUUUUCAACUCUAUUGGAAACCUGCAGCGAUCCCACCACAGCAAAAUAAGGGAGUUCACAUUAAAAGAGCUAUCGUGAGCUUUUCAGUGCGGCACACAGUGCUGAAACUUAAUUGAUCAUUUAAAUCUUUAGACAUGCCGACAGGAGCAUUCAGAUUCUGAUGUUUAUAUGUUGAAUGUAUUUUCAAAAAGACCCGUUCAGUUUGUUGAGAUUCAUGUGGUUAAGAGUGAGUCAAUGAGUCCUCAUAAAACCUCAGACAAGGGGGGCCUGACUCAGAGUAGGCCAUGAGGACUCAAGACUUUACCAAGAGUCUCAAGGUUUGAUUGAUUAUGAUCGUGAUUAAUGAUCAUGAUGAAUUUCAUUUCGAUCAUAAUGAUCAGCUGUGAGCAUAUUUACUCGAUCAAACUUAGCAGAAAUUUUUAUCACAACAGCCAAUCAGAGUCGAGCUUUUUCUGCCCACUUCUGUAAGUUGCCGGAGAAGUAGACAGGAGAAGUAAACAGAAUGAUCGAAUGUGGAGCUAAACGCGGAGCUGAGGGCAGCAAAAUAGUUGUCAGCCAUGACUUUGAGUCAUCCUCCGAAGGUGCCAUUGUUGAGAAGAGAAGUUAUUCAAUGUCGGUUGUGUGGUAGUGGUUCGGGUAUCUCCAUGUGAUGCCAUGCAAUUAAGCCGAUGUUCAAAGUAUGUCAGCAGUUUUUCGUGUUUUUUUUUUUUACCAAAUCACCCAGUCCUUGCUACUGCAGAGAACUGUUGGUUUGUGUUGAUUGUGGUGACCCCUGUGGACAGUCUUAGCAUUAUUGUGAUCUUGACCUGUUUAUUCAAAGAGUAGAAAACAAAGAACUUUACAGAAAACUCACAAUGAUCUGAUCCCAUGCUGAGAUUGCCUCGUGUUAUGAAACAGGCCAAAGCUGAUGCCUCUUAACAAUCUAAAGCUUCUGAGACUGUCACUGACAAAAUUAAUUAUUUUUAUAUUGUCUUUUUUUUUGCACCAAGGUAGGUGUUGGAUGAAGUCCUCUCACUAGUUUGCUUUGUCAGGUUGUGUAGUUAUCAGAAAUAACAUCAGUCUGCUUAACAUAUGUUCCAUAACAGCUAAAAUUCUCUUAUCUAACAGGAUGACAUGAAACAGGGUUUCCUUCCCCCUGCUAGACUCCCCUGGCACUGAUUAUAAGAUGAUGAGUCCCAGCUUAGAGAUGCCUUAAAGGUUUCCCCUCCCGCCCAGCAGACCCCCUCCCCAGAGUCCAAAUGUCCAUACUGCAUGGUGUCAGCAAUAGAGCCUUCAAGUGCUACAGAAACCCUGAGAGACCAACCACUGUGGGGUCUGUGUGAAGCUGUCAUGACAGCCUCAUUUUUCUAAUCUCAUGGAGUGAAUAUAAGAGCCGUUUCCUCUCUUACUCUCUUAUAUGAAGACAUCUUACAGAGCCCUCUGGAAUAAAAGAGACUGUCAUUACAUUUUCAAAACAUUGCCACUUUGAUUUGCACACUAAUGAGAGAGAACUGAUUUUGUUCACGUUAAUAUUACCCCUUAAAGCUCAGCAAAUAGUACAUUAGAUAUAUUAAAUAUUAACACAGCAUUAUCUGUGUGUUUACACAACAGUGUUUCCUCUUUAAUGAUUGUCUCCGAUUUUGUGACGGAGCUGCUAAUGCAAGUCAUCAUGUUUUUAUGAGGUCAUGACAAUGAAACAGCAGAAAUGUCUAAUGUAAGGUAAUUAACUGUUAAUUUUGUUGCAUAUCUUUUAAUUUGGAGCACCAAUUACUGAAUUCAUACUCAAGUAAACAUGCUAAACACUAUACAUAUGAAUAAGCGCAAAAGGCUGAAAAUGUUGGAUCUGUGAAGUGUAAAAAAUAAGCUUUAAACAUGAAGAAGAAAUAUUUAACAAAUUUUUAUCUCAAAUGAUUGUUCAUAAAUUGCUUUCCCUAAAGAGAGAAACAACCAAUCAUGUAAUUCCACUGGCAAGGACAAACAAGAACUCAAAAUGAACACAUAAACAGCCAAUCCUGUCUGAAGUGAACUGGCAUCAAGUGAAGUCACGCUCUGAAAAACAAGAGAUAAAUUCCCUCAUGAAUUUCAUGAGCUUUAACUCUCCAGUGAAUUUGAGGAACAUAAAAGCAUGAACGUCUGACAUGGCAGGAAUUCACCUAAAAGCAACUUGAGUUGGGUGUUGACCUGUAAUUACAUCACAUCCUGUGAGUCUAAUGUGCUCCUUCAGCCCCCCCUCGGUGGACUCAUAUUCCAGCAGUAACUUCACACAUACAUUGGCUAAAAUCUCCUUUGCCCAAGGGCUGAUCUGAUGUCUGUUUGAUGGACGAGUCUCCAUCCUCCAAAGACUCGCUUGGUCUUUCACAGUGGAUCACGAACUGAGACUCAUCUCUGCUUUACAUUAGAGAAGAUUGCUACACUUGCACCUAAGUGCUAUCUAUAAAUUAAAAGGCAGAAACAUAAAUUGAUCUGUUUUUAGUUUUGAAAGAGUAAGGUUAAAAGAUUAAACUCGAUGCAUCAAACAGGCUGCAGUUCAUCUUCCCUGAGGAGAAAAACAUAAGCUUAUAUCAAGCUCUGGCACUCUGGCAUCAUCACAUCUUUCAAGUUUGUUUCAUUUAACUUUAAAUUUUCACAGGAUUGAAGGUUAUAAAUUCUGUUAAUAUGGUGCGAUUCAUGAUUCAGAUCAAAUCAUCUGAGCGUAGACCUGAUAACCUUUGUAAAUUCUUAAGUCGCAGUUCGCAGAGUAAACAUAAUUAUAAGCUGAGCAUAAACAGCAGUCAGUAUCAUGAAGAGACAUUUUCAAAUUGUUUUUUUUUUCAGUCUAGGAGCAAAUUAUUUCCGUCGUUUCAGGGAGAGUCAACUGUUAAUGGUGAAAAUGUGUGAGUCCUCUCCUUGACAAUCAGUGGAGGCUGUUUGCAGAGGUGACAGCUUCCCACAUAAAACAGAGAAACACCAUCAAAGUACCGUAUUAUGUCUGGUUUUCUUUCAUUGGAGCGGUGCUUGCUUCUCCGAUGGCGGUUUUCAGUAUUUAUUAUUGUGUCUUUAUUUUAAAGCCUUUGGGAAAUAAAGGACUUCUGUCAGAGAAAGCUUUUAUUUGUGCUUUUUCCCCUCUAAGUUGCUGCUACGUAAACAUGCUAAGCACCAUCUGCAUGAAGCCCAAACUAAGAGCUGUUAGUUUUUACAGAAACGUUUGGUAAAAAAUUCCAUCUUUCAGAUGCUUGAUAUCAAAACUUCUGACAAACAGAAGGAGAUGGGCACUAAGAUUUCAUCUAAUAAUAAGAUUAUGCAUGUUCAAGUGAAGGUGAGAAGUGAGAAAGUGUAAAUAACAGCAUUACUGUCACUUCACACCAGCCUACGUCUCUCUUGUUGUCCACAAAGGCAGCCUGUCACUGUCCCUCUCUUUGUUCCACGCAAUCAACACAACCUGCUCAGAUGCCCAAAUGUCAGACAAUUAAACUUGGACAGCAGACGUACCAAAUAUCAAGGCCAAAUUUUAAAAAAGAUUUUUUCAGGAAAUACUUCAAACCAAAAGGAUCAAAGAAUGAAUGAAAUCAGUGUUAAAGCAAGAUUGUAAAGCUUGAUAGCAAUACGAUAUCACGCUGUCAAGAAAAGAUCUUGUGUCUCAAAUACCCUGUGUAAAAUCUGUCCUGUUUGGUGACUCCUAAUAAGACAAGACUCAACGUUUGAGCUGAUGAAGGUAAGGGCAACACCAGAGAUUUAGAGCCCUUAAAAAAAUACCCCAUUGGGCCUUACCAUUUCAAUUAGAAACCACCCCAACCUUAAAAACAUUACACUUGCAUGGGCAGGGAUGCAGUUAAAUAAGUAACGUGCUUGAGGCAUUUUUACAGUUCAAAUGUCAUUUGCAUGAUGUUAUUCUCACUGGAAAGUUCUGAUUGGAACACCUUUUUUGGGCUUAAAUGAAACUAAAAGAUAAAUUAACUACUGUUUUAAAUGAAUUCACACUACCAUCUAUAAAAUAGUUUAAAAAGGGGGUGAAAUCAGCAGAUUUUAUUUAGAUAUAUUCAUAAAUCAGUGUUUAAAAAGCCACUGAAAAGGUACUAUUUACUAUCAGAGUAGGCUGUUAAUUAUCAUAUCAUUAUUUGAAUCUUAUCCUUGAUAUUUUUGUGAAUGUCUGUAAAUCCAUCAUGGUAUUAACAGUUUGAACAGAAUCUAAAAGUGCAAAUUUAUCUCAAGUUUUGGCUGUAACUCAAGCCGCCCUUUUCUCAAGAUGGUGAUAUUUGAAUACAUACAGGUGGCAAACCUGAGCGUUAAUUUGAAUUUGGAUCGGUUGCGCGCCAGCAAUGAAAACAGGUUUCUUUCCAAAAUCACCCGAUCCUGUCCGCCCCCAGAGAGAGAGUGUCUUUAAAACCAUUCAUUAAAUGUCUUCAGCACUGACAGAAUGUAAUGUGAUAUUUUUGGUAAGUGUACAUUAGCUGACUCUAAAUUUAGUGCUACUAUGACAGUGGAAAACGAUCAUUUGACUGAAUAUGAGGCAUACUGUCAGAUAACUCCACUGCUGGAUCAUCAGGUUGAUUCAAAUUAAAAGUUGAAAUCCGUAGCAAACUUAUAAACAGUGAAGCCCUCACCAUGUAAAGUACUGUACUUUACCGUUACUUAAGUCAUUAUCCUAUAAAACAAAUUACACAAAUGCAAAAGAUUUCUGCAAAAUCCACAUGAUGAAGUUAUUUAGGUUUCAAAACAAAGAGAGAAGAAUUUUGACAAUCAUACCAAUAAUAAAACAACAAAAAAGUAACAUGAGAAAAAUACACAAAGACCACUAAUAGAAAAUGAGUAAGUAAUCCUGGUCAACAAAACAUCAAACAAAGCUUAAAAUGACAGUAAUUUCAUUUGAAACAGUGUACAGGUCUGUACUUGUGUGUGUGGUUUUAACUUUGAUUGUAUUUCUGAAUUUUGUCCUCACGCUGAGCUCAGCUCAGGCAAUGAAACAUAGUUUUGAUGUACGGGACAGGCAUCACAUUUCCACCAGGACACACACAGUCAAUUAUGUUGACUGGCAAGAAAGGACAGCAACCCAGCGAUUUUCGGGUGGAGAGAUGACAAACACAGUAGUAAAUCAGAAAAAUCCCUGCUUAAAUUUAGCAGCUGGACUGUACAGAAGUCCUCUCAAUUUUCAAAAAAAACACAUCAGUCCAUGGACAUUCAAAUGUGAUCAGAAAUCAUGUUUCCUAACAUACAUGAACUGAUAUUGGAUGAGGAUUUUCUUGUCCAACAAUCCAACUUACUCCUAUACAAGAUCCCAAAUAAAUCAGGGGUUUCACUUUGACUACAAGGAUUACAAAAUCAACACAAACAGAAACUAACUCAAAGAGCUUCCUCAGAGAAGAUGUUGAGAUGUUGUCUGUCAGCUGAUUUAUAGAGGUUUGGUUGCCCUACCUGAGGCGGCAGGAUGACCAUGCCCCCUGUUGUCCGACAGUCUCAGGACAUCAUCCAGUCCUCAGUCUGUUUUCUGUUUUGUUGCACACGGGCAUGUAGGACCUCUGCCGCAAAGCCAGCGAUGUUAAAAGGCUUUGCAGCAGGAGGUCCAUACGUAGAUGCUUGCUCUCAGUGUUGUUUUGUUGUAUGGAUAAUGUACUGAAUUUUAAACAUUAAUUUACAGUUCCAGGCAUGUCUUUGGACAUUUUAAAUAAGAGCUUUGCUGCACACAAACAACAUUGUCAAGAGAUAAUUACUAGGGAAAAAAAAAAAUUAGCACAUCGCUCAGCUGGAUAAAAGCCCAAUCUUUGAACACCACCUGCUCCUGAGUGGGCUGGGUUUGCUUUCUGCUGCUCAUUAAGUAUAACCACAGUGGCUUCUGUCUUUUUGUAUUUAAGGGCAAAACGUAUAGCCAUGGGUUGACAGUCAUGUCUGUGUAUUCUUCUUUUAUUGUCAUCAAAACAAGGCAUAAAAGAAGAUUUGCCGCUCCAUGAAUAUGUUUAGCAGACUGCUGUUUUGAGCAGAAAACAGCAUAAGCUUUUUAUUUGAAUUCUUUUUACCACAGGAGAUACAGGGGUUUCAAAGGUCUGUAAAAAGUGAAAAUAAAAGCAGAAACAAAACAACAGAAUAAAGUAAAGGAGUGGGUGAAAAACUUCUCCUCUUUUAAACACAAGCAGUGAUUCAAAAUGUAACCCGGACCUUACUUUUUUAAGGCCUCUAAAAGGGUUUGACAGAGAAACAGUGAAAAUGUCACAUUGAAGGGAACAUAAUGGAUUUGGGAACAGAUUUACUGCCAAGUUAUGUUAGACGUCAUGAGGUCAGAAUGAUUUAACUUGACGGUGUUGGGCGCUGAGCUUUACAAAACUGUACAAUCUUUAAAUCAAUUUGAAAAUCUGAUCCAGGGAAGUUCGUGUUUUUAUUCUCUGCGGUGUUGCCUGCAGGGCUGACGGAGCUCAAGCUCUCACAGGAGAAUGGAGAGCUGAGGUAAUCCGAGCGUGAUGAAACACAGCCACAGAUUACUUUCUUUCAUCAUCAGGAGGAGGAAAGUUGCAGAAGUUUUAAACCGAAGUGAUAAAAAAAGGAGGGUGCAUAAUGCAAGUGUUCAAAGUGAUUAGAAAACAUGGACAGCUUUCAUACCAUGAUUUUCCCCGAUGUUUACAGAGAGAGUUUGCUGUUGGUGUGUGAUGCAUGUGUCACUUAAACAAACAAGUCUGCAGUCUGACAUGCAUUCGUUAAUGCAGCAGAUCCCGGAUGUGGGUAUGCCCAGAAAUUCCCGUUCCGCAGUUGUUUGCGUGCCCUGACCACCAAACACUCAAAGUUAACUCUUUUAUUGAUCUGGGUUUUGAGUGCUUUUGUCGCAAAGCACCAGAGUGAAACAAUAAAUUAUUGGAGGCUUUGUGGCAGCUGAGGUUCAGUGUUUUCCAGUUGCUUGCAAAAACAAGAAGUCUGUUUCCUCAGAAAACCCUUUUAUCUCCGACGACCCGAUUUUUCUGCUCUAUUUGGAUAACCAACUCUCCAAACUUGGUCCUUUGCCCCCUAAAAUAUGUAGUGUAAAACAGAUGAAAGUAUGUGAGAUUCCUGUUUACUCCUGAGUGCACAUGAGGGGAGUACAUUACAUAAAUGAUGCUUCGGAGCUGUAAAGUGAGUGAUUCUUAACCAUUUUGGGACUUGGAAGAAGAAUAGAUAAGUUAAUGAAGCGUUGUGAUAGCUCAGGCAGGAUAUAUACUGUAAGUCAUGUGCAGCGAGCAGCUGAUCGUCAGCUGAUCCAACAAACAUCAAUCACAUUCAGUGAUUUAAACUCACACUCAGGCUGCCAGCCUCCCAUUCAUGCCUCAUCUGUCAGUGAAAAGAAAACACAUGCUACCUAAUGAUGAGUUAACAGCUGAUAAUGACGCUUGAAUGCAUAGAAGAGAGGCAGUUUCACUCAAUGGAUGGAAGGAUUUAUAGGAAAUAUUGUGUUCAUUUAUUUUUCCUUUUUUUCUUGAUCUCCUCAUCUGUUUAUUUUAAUGUUUAUUGAACAGGGACCAUAUAACAUUGGCACAAGAAAUGGAAAAUGUGAUGCAUACAAGAUGUCUAGCUUCAGCUUGUUUACAGGCUUUGUCCCUGGUCAGGCUUUAGUGUAGGAUAAAAUAAACUGAAUACUAUAAAUGGAAUAAUACAACUACAGUGGAUAAUACAGUACAGUGAUUGGCUAGAUGACACAAAUAAAUAAACACGGCAACAAAAUUUAGGUUAAACAAUUACACAAGAUAAAUUUAACAGAAAACAUUGAUAGAGUGCUGUAUUGACCCCUAGAAGAAACACAAAAGCACAAAAUGGACAAUCUUAAAAAUAGAUGAAGAAAUAAGAAUAAGAAAAUCCACAUUCAUACUGACACUUCAAUAUAAACAGCAAAAGCGGUAGCUCAAAUAUACUCCAAAUGUGAACGUCAUUCAUACUGAAGUUUGGAAAAUGAGUCCUCCUGCAGGUCACAUUAACCUCUCAACAGGAAAUUACUUUUUUGCAGCUUUUUUCACUAAAUCAGGAUGCUAACAAAUAAUCGUGUUUUUUCCAGUGGAAGCAGGCAAUAGUGAAAUACAUGUGGAUUGUUGUGAUACAGCAUGACCAGGUUUCAUUGGCAUUAAUUUUGGUGUUUAUUGUCUAUGACAGCAUGUCAUGUGGUGAACUCUCUAUACAUCAAAAGUUGAUCUGUCAUAUAGAUUAUUGGAAAUAUGACAAAUUUUCAUCCCUUCAGUUAAGAUGUGUCUCUGUUUCUUAAAACUUGUGUGAUUUAUGCUGUGUUCGAGUUACCUCAGAAGUCAGAUGUGCGAGCCGACUUACCAGCAUAAGUCGGAAGAAAGCAAAUCGGUGGCAGAAACAAGAUGGCUACAUCUACGAAAGUUAUUUUAGCGCUUGUUUUGUCCGAAUAUAAGCAAGGACAAGGCAAGCGCUACAAUAACUUUCCGACUUGGUAACUGAAAUGCUGGUAACUCGGGUGUGACGUCAUUCCUGGCUCAGACAUCUUACUUCCGAGGCAACUCAAACGCAGCAUUAGAGAACACUCUUAUUUAAGAGUAUUCUCUUUUUAUGUCUUUAUACUGAUACACUUACAGGAGCGACAAUCAACCAGAAAAAUAUUUGUUCAUGAUUCACGGUACUCCGUAUUUCUACAUGUAAGAGACAAGCUUCAGACAGACUCAGAAAAGGCAGGAAGUGCGACUGUAUUUAAGAGUUUUCUGAGAUGACAACCCGGAGCAACAUUAAUUCCCACACUCUAUAGGUUCAGGUCACUGUGGGAAAAAACAGAAGAAGAGAUAAUGGAAUAAUAUCAGUCCAAUCCAGGCCUCAGGGGGAAUGUUCCUUCCUGCUAAAUCUUUUUAACUCCUGCUUUCCUGUCAUCCCUCCUGCUUUUUUCACUCCCUUUAACUACUUUGAAGCCCAGAGGUUCUUCACGGGAGAGGCGAUAAUGAGGGGAACUUUAUUCUGACAUGCUUUUUUCUGUAACAUAAUCAUCAUAUUAUAUAUCAGUUUUAAUGCACCAAUCUGGCUCUACUCGACAUCAUUCUCCUCAGGAAUGACUGAGACACUUGAGUGGUUAUGGUGUUUAUCUCUGUCCUCUGUCUUACUCCCUCUCAACACUGUUUACAGGAGUUUAAGGGCCUCAGAACCUCCUCUUUUGGUGUUGUCAUCUCCAAAGAGAAACACUAGAACCUUUGGGGAGAGAAAAGCAAUGCAGUUUGAUUAAACGUAAGGAAGUUCAAAGCUGUGCUUCAAGUGGAAAAAAAUAAGUGCCUGUACUCCCCUUGUUCAAUUGUUGGUGUGCGUGUCGUGCAGAGAGUAACAGAAAGUCUGAAAUGACAGAUUUAACUCAGUCCUCUUUGUGCCCUUGUGGAUCCAGGACAUCAUUGCUGCCAUUUUCUUCACUCUUAAGAUUUCCCUCAUUUAUUUAACACUGUAGAGACUUCUGAGUUCACAUCAUUUGGCAGUCCUCCACGGCAAAAAUAGACAAGUGAGAAUCAAACGGGUGAGAGCAGCACAUAAUGUGCCAUAGGUAAUCUAUUUGAAGUGCUAUCACGAAAAACCAAGAGAAACGGUGGUUUGAAAGGACAGAAAAGGGUACUGGCAGCAGGUAAGAAGUCCUGGUAUGCCAUAAAAAGCCUUGUUACUCUAAGAGGUUCAAUGCUGAAGUGUCAGAUGUGGUUCAAUGCAACUAAAAAAGAGUGAGGGAAAAUCAUCCUUGGCACUGCCAGAAGCAAAAAGAACUUUUUUUUCUGGAGGAGUAAUCGACUAAUUAAAAGGAAAUUCAACACUGUCACUGCUCUGUACUGCUUCUUUGCCAGGUAAAGACAGGUAAUUACAGACAUGUGGCUGCUUUUAUCACAUUAUGAUGGUAGUCCAGCAGUGUAAUAUCAAUAAACACUGUGAUUUGUGCUGCUAGUUUUCUGGCUCCAAGCAUUUAGAUUUGCAGGUGUAAUGUGAUUAUGACAAAUGAAAGUUCUCAGAUUGUGGUUAAUUUGAGGCAAAUAGCACAGGAGUACUGAUUAGUGGAAGACUGAUCUGUAAUGUAAUUACACACUCUGCCUGUGUUAACCUUUAAAGAGUGAGUGAUAUGAAACAUUUUGCUUUCACUAAGCCCUGGUAAGAAAUUUGAAACAGAAGAAGAAAAUCGAUCGCAGUUGCAUAUUCCUACAGUCAUUACAGCCAAAAUGUAAUUUGGUUGUGUGAUUCCUUUAUAGCCUGAGAAUGAUUUUUAUGGCCCCAACCACCCACGUAAUAUUCUGGGAGCCUGCUCUGGUCUGUGUUGUCUCUCCCACUCACAUUAGCCAUGUUGUAAGUGCAAGAGGAGUUAAAGAGAGGCUUUUUCCACUCAGCAUGGCUCCAUACAGAGAGUCAGAGGCUCAUGAAGACCUCAUCACUCUCCAUCCUCAUAAUGUUCCUGUCAGAGAGCCGGAUGAGAACUAUUACAUGCCACAGAUCAUCAUUCAUUUGAUGCAGCCCCCCAUCCCCCACCCCUCCAUAAAUGCUGGCAGUUUUAUUAUGCAAGAUAUUAGUCGGGUUGUGUGUUAGCUCAGCAGUCUGCCUCGUUAUGCUAAUCUCUGUAUGUGCUUUGUUGUUGGAUGGAUGGAUUGCAGCAGUCAAAGGGAUUACACUAUUCAGUUUGUGUUCCACAAUGUGUCUUUCUUCCCCCUAAACCAGCUCCAUUGUAAUCCUGCCAAAAUAAAGUCCUUGGCUUUGAGGGGAGUCUACUUUAUGUCUUCCUCCUGUUUCGGCUGUUUUCUGACAGACUAAUAACAACAAGCUUCUGCGGCAGGACCAAUUGUCAGUGCAGCUGAUCCAUCACUCGCCUGUCGCCAUUAGCAUUUAAGCUUCAUCAGCCAGCAAGCACCCAAUAAAAAUAUAAUUGUGGGCUAUUAAAUUUCGACUUGGCACUUAUCCAGCAGCCGAAACAGGCUUACGAAGACGAUCUCAAGAUGUUUUUACCUUCAAUAUGAGAGCUGCAGGUUUUUAUUUCACUUGUUUAUAAUAUUUUUGCUCCUAUAGGGGUGCUCUAUUUCAACAAGGACUUGUAAAACCUUUCUUUUUAUGCAGUUUUGUCUUGAUUUAUUCUAUGUUUGAUGACAUUCUGAUCAGAUGGCGUACUGGUUUUGCCCAUUGGUUUACACGCCCCAUUUGCAAAGGCUACAAUCCUUGGAGCAAGCAGCCAUGUGUCGCAAAGUAUGACUCUUUUCCCAGUGUCCUACUCUAUCCUUGUCAUCUCUCUAUAAAGGCAUAAAAGCUCAAAAAUAGUCUUAAAACAACUUUCUACUGUGAGACUCAGUCUUUUGUCUCUACCUGGCACAUUUACUCACAGUUUUGUUUAAGCUCUUGUAAGGAACUUUUUAGUGUUCAUCCUUAUACCUUCCAAGGACAAAAGCCAGUGUCUUAUCUCUUUAUUGAUGCUGUUGAGUAAAAGUGUGUUUUUGAAGACAAAAAUUUCUCUUCUACUUCGAAGGAAUCAAAUGUAUCACUCAUUGUGAAUCUUGGACCAUGGCAAUUGUAAACUCUUCCUGAACUGACUCAUACCCAGUGGCAGCUAUUAGAGGCUCUGGAUGUAGCUUAACAGAGCGAAACAAUCUUGUUACCAAUGGUCUCGUUUGCUUUUGCAGGUCGUUCAUUUUAGUCUGUACUUUAAGAAGCUGUACACUCCUCACAGGAGCUGUAAUUAAUGAACACUGUUGCUGAUAGGUAUUUUCAUUAAAGUCCAUUUGCUCUUGAUUAUCACAUUACUGACUUUGCUCUUUGCUCGUUCAGGCAGAACAUGUUUGCCCAGGUGACCUACUUUUGCAGCCUUUGUUUAUUUGCCUUGCCAUCUUCCAUACUUUAUAAUGUACCCAUGCAAAAACAGACUGCUGUCAGUAGUUACCAAGAACUUUUUUUUCUGCAUAUUCAUGAUUUGUUGCACUGAACCCAUGAAUACAUUGCAAGAUCUUUCGCAAUUUUAACACAUUUUCAGCUCAUGUACAUACCUUUAUCUCAGUCUCAGACACCUACAUUAAAUUUGCAUCUAUCACAUCUAAGGCUUGACUUCUUCUUCUUUUAUUUCACACUUAGAAGAACUGUAAAAAAAACUAUCUCGGAGCUGACUUCUGUUUGCACUUCUUGAUCCUAAUAAGUUUUGAAUCCCAGUUGAUUAAAUUUAAUACAUAUAUACUCCAAGGUCAGAAGAGAGGGGAUAAAUAAUAUAACAUAAGUAAACACAAGAAAGGUAAUCCAGAUAUUUUCUAUGAGGUGCUGAGCCGACAGGGGCAUUAACUAUUGAUCAAAGGAGGUGAAAUGCAAUCAGAUCAGAUAAAUUCAAUCUAUAUCUGGAGGUAAACAACAUAUCUCUCUCUCAUCAAGUCUGCGGUAUUUUUCUGCGGUUGGUCUAAUACAGCUGCAUACUAUAUAGCUCUUCAAACAUUGGUUUGACAAGGUCUUCUUUACAAAUUCACUCCAUAGUUUAGGUCUAAUUUCUCCUAGAUGUCAGAAGUUAAAGGGUGUUGUGGUGUCGCAUUAAGGAGAAGGAGACAUACUUUUAACCUUGAGGGGAAACUCUUAACUGUCAGUAGUAGAGCCUGUUGUAUCUCAAUCAGGAGGUUUGAAGUUCAAGUCCAAGCCUCCCUGUUUACAUGCAGAGGUGACCUUGAACCUUAACACAUAACCUCAGUGAUACCAAUGGUGUUUACAUGGUUUCAGUCAAAACUGUUGGGCUCUGUACAAAGCAACCUCUGCUGUAAGUUUAAGAAUCUGGUGUGAAUGUGACAUGUCAAAUGAAACCACUCUAAAUGGUCGGAAGAGUACAGAAAGUGCUACAGAGUGCCAUUCAAAAACCAUUUGUACUUUUGGACUUCAUCCUGAAACCCUCUGAUGCCCGAGCCAAAUCCUUACAGAGUGAGAAACUGCCACCCCACUAAUUUUACUGCUUUGUAUUCCUGUCACUCCCUGAUUGCUUUAUAUGAGCAACUCUCAGCAGAGCAGAUGCAAGAUGGCUGACCCCUCAGCAACUCAGCUCCAGAUAACAAUGUUAUCCUCUCCCAGAGUGUGAAAAAAAAUACACCGAUUAUCUGCACUUAAACUUGUCAGCAGCUAAUUUUGUCAUCCAUAUUUGUGGUAAAAUCGACAAAACAGUUUCACUGUAAUUAUGACAAUCUAUUGGUACUUUCUCAGGGAAAGACAAGUGAUUUUCCACCUGUUAAGUAAUGCAUAAUGUAUAGUAAGCAGAGUAGAGUCCUGACAGCAUGAGCAGAACCUCAGGGUGAGAGGUCUUCUUGUCUUACCCUUACAGUGUGUUGUGUCUCGCAGUGCUAUGUUAUCAAUAAUGAAUACUGGCCAAUGAGAACCAAGUAUUUAACUCAGCUGUGCAAUAGCCCUAAAUAUCAACAUCUGGCGUCAACACAUAUCGCUAAACCACAGCUGACAUUAUGAGAUGCACAGAUCUUGUUGGUUAUGGUCCAACUAUCGAAAGACUACAGAAUAUCACAAUAAUAAACAUGAUAUGCUGAACACUAAAUAACAAGAUUUAUAGAGUAGUCAUCCAGUCUGAUACAAAGGAUGAUAGAAAAUAAAGCCAAGAGGAAUGACAGGUCAGUGCUACAAUAAAUCAAUUUUACUAGAUGGAAUAUUUCAGUUUGUCUGCAUGUUUUUCCUCAUUUUAUCUCAUUGUGUUUGAAAACAACCAUGACCAACUUAUGUCUGUUUCUUUGAUUUGACCUUUCCAGAUCAAUGCUGCUCACUACAAGAGGAGCUAUUGAUACCGAGACAGGCAGAUGAGACCACUAAGACUCCCCCUGAGACUUUAGAGAAUCAAAUUUAGAAGCUAUUUUAAGCUCCAGUGCCAGGUACACUCGUGUCACCUGGGUUGAUAUUAUUGGAUGAAAUAUAAUACAACGUCUGCCAGGUCACUGUGUGUUCGUUUCAGUGCAUUACAGUGUGUUGGGGGAAAAAAAAUCAGCCAAGGAGAGCGGGAAUAGGUUGGGCAACCAGGGGCCAGCAAUGUACUGUAUGAGUGAGUGAGACAGAAGAGGCAGCCAGAGAUGCGAGACUGUGUGUGUAUGUGCACGUCCCCAGGAGUGCUCAUGUUUGUAAUAUAGUUAACGCUUUGUUAACUGUCUGUGUAAGCCUGUCCACAUCCGCCAGGAGAAGUGUUUGGACUGCAUUAUAACCAGUUCAGUCAGUGUGUCCUCUCUUUGUGGCGAGACGGCACUUGGAUUAGUUUCAAGACUUUCUUGUAUUCACCUUGUUGACUCAGAGCCCUCUCAAGUGUUUGAGUCUUGGAAAUGGACAAUGUGUGUGUUGCACAAGAGACACAGUUUGUGAUAGAGUGUGUGUGCUUGGGUCACACUAAAUGUAAAUGUGGAAGGGUUAUGAAUGCAAUUAGUCCCCAUCUUUAAUAUGUUUUUUUUUUUUUUUUUUUGCCUUUUUCUAUCAAUGAAUUGCUCUGUUGAGUAUUUAAUUUAAUUUAUCUUUACUGAUAUUGAUAUUGACAUCGAUCAUUUUAAAGUUGGUUUCCUGUCCUUGUCUCUGUAUUGCUUCUUUGUGUUUAUAGCAUUCAAAUUAUGGAAAUAUUGGACAUGGCUUUUAGUGAUCUUUUUUUUGGCACUGCCAAGAUAGUGUUUAUUUGUUAAUGUCGUUUGUUUACACUUUCAAAGAGAAACUAGCAAGAAAUUAUUUCAGGAUGAUGAGGUGAUUGGAGGUCGUGAGGAUGCUGAAAAAGAUGACAUUAUCGUGCACAGAGUGAGUGUAUGAGUCCAAAAUUGUCUCUUUUUAGUGUUUAUCUGAUAUCAGGUGAUUGUCACUAUUUUGGCUAUAAGAGUUUCCAAUCCAAUUCAGUUCAAUUACAUUCAAAAAUCUUUAUUUACCUUUUAAAGGGCAUUUUUGUAGCCUACCCAUAUAAACUUUGACUGGUUUUUAAUUGUUUCCAGUCCACCAGUGGGUGAGUUGUACAUCAACAUAAUAUAAGUCUGUAGCAUAAUGGAGCUAAGUUCACCUCAGCAGUUGAGUUGAGUUGUUCCAGUCUAGUGAGAAAGGGAUCACAGUGUCAACAGGCUCUCUGUGUCCCCUCAUCACAAAUUUCUUUCAGUCAGAAAAAAACAAAACAAGACAGUAGCUGAAACUGCAAUCCUCUAAUUUUUUAAGCCCCUCAGCUUACAUGAGCGAAAAAGAGUAGGAAGAAGUAUAAACUUGUCUAAUCCUACCCCCUCACAUUUUUCUUUACCUCCUAACUCAAAUCAUAGCACUGUCUUAAAUUAACCAAAAAGAAACCCAAUCAUACCAGUUUUAUCAUAUCAAUCUUUACAAAUGUAUUUAUCAUACCCUGCACAGUCUUUCCUCCAAAUAAUCAACAAGCAUCUUGUUGAGAUUAUUCAUCCAUGUACCUCAUAUUGUUCCUUGCCUUGUAAAGUAGUAGCUGUUUUGUGCUCCACCAAGUCAAAACAUUUUGGGUUUUAGAUUUAGAAAAAAAAUCAUUAGUGUGUUCCUGAAAUCCAACAUUAUGAGUUACUGUGAUUGGUAUCUUAUGUUUACUGCUGAUAAAAUUACAUGACUGAGCUGUUUUACAUUAUUUUGACCCACUUUUCGCACACUUUUUCACAAACUUGCUGGGCACCAUGUUCAGUCCUCUAGAAUGACAUCAUCAUAAGAUCUCACAUUGUGAGUCUUUUCUCUGAGACAUUUUGUGAGACAUCCAUUUUUCUGUCUAUUUUUUUUUUAUUUUCCGUGUUUAGGGGCAAUGGUGCAGAAAAAAAACUCAGAAUUCAAAUUAUUAUAAUAACUCAUUGUUUUCUGCAGCAGAAAAUUAUGGUUGCCAACAAAAACAAAAUUUCCAUCAGGAGAAAAUAGCUGCAAAUUAGACAAUGCAAAAUAAGAAACACAUCGAAAGGACCCCAGCAACUGCAGGAACAGAAACAACCUGCGAAUGUGGGUUUUUUUUUGCACAUUUUCAAGAGUUGUACCGCAGUGUCAUAAGUGAUGCAUGGCUCUCAAAAGCUUUGACAUCAAUCUCAGUGCCGAUCUCUCAGGGCCCUUUUUAAUCACUGCCAUGAAUCAGCUCUGUUUUAAGUCAAGCCUACAGCUAAACGAAGAAUCCUUUAUUAAGUUGUAACAAGUAAGUGCGGGUUCAAGCUUCGGGAUUCACUCCCUUCACCCCGAAUCGCUUAAUCUUCACGGCACGAUUUUCCAUGAUCUUACUGAGCAAAUUCAUGUCCAUCUGGGUAACAUUGUGCAGCUUUCAUUUACAGAGCAUCUUCCAUGACAAACAAUCAACAGCAUUACACAUGGUCAGCAAGCCAGCAUCAGACUCAUGCAGACUCACUGUUAAAAGGUUCAACAACCCACUCUCAGGAUCUCAGACGAUAAGGAUGGCACUCAGUGUGGCAGACACCCCACGCAAGUACACAAGCAGAGUGAAAGUGUGUAGGGUGGAGUGGUUGAAGAAAGGCCUUGCCGUCUUUACUUUUGUCUUUUUCUCAUUAAGUAAGUUGGUCCACUGAGCACACUGACAGUCCUAGAGUACCACGAUGAUGACUGCUUUUCCCUUGGUCUUUUGUUUUCUGGGUUUGUGGGUUUUUACUUCAGCAUUAUUCAUCUUGAUAUAUCGAUUUUGGCCUUUUUUCCGGUAAGCUUUUUCCUUUGCCCUUUGUAUUCUUCAUUCUUCCUCUCUGUUGCACUAAGUGUUUUCAGAUUUCUAAUGUUUCCAAAUCUGCAGCCUGUUUGUUAUUAUUUGAGCCAAUGCAAUAAAUUUGCCCCUGCAGGUCAGCUUGACGUCACUGAAUAGACAUGUUUCAGACCUCUGACACAGCUCUGUAUGAAUUUGUUGUUCCUUGUCAGUCCAUGUGUGUUGGGCGCAGUGUUGUGCUAGUUACUGAAAAAUAGUAACUAGUUACAGUUACUAGUUACUUUGUAAAAAAAGUAACUCAGAUAGUAACUCAGUUACUGAAACCAAAAAGUGAUAAGUUACUGAGAAAGUAACUAAUUAGUUACUGUGAAACGUUCUUUCAAUGCUUCCAAUACAAGAUGGAUUGACUGAGUUCCCCUCUAGCCGUCAUUUUAGUUCUGUACUGAUGCUGAAUAAAAAAAAAGCUUCAAUUCAUUUGCAUCCACAUCACUGAAUCGAAUCUGAAUAUGAUCCGUUGUGCACCAACACAAACUUUGACACGAACACCAAAAUUUUACCAUUGAACUCUUGGAAUAAUAGCCUUAUAUCGCUAAAAAAAGAUCCAAAUAGACAAUUAAACAUACCGUGCUAUUGUUUUAUCAAGUUGUGCCUGGCUACGGGUCUGUCUUUCAAACUCCAACUGCUGGUGCUUGGGUGGAGUGGGUGUGUGCUCGCUGCUGUGACUCUCAGUCACGGAUGCUGUGUUAACUACCUUAUCUGCUAACUUUGUCAAAGCAUGCCGCUUAUUUAGGUGCUUAGGUAGAUUGCUGUUGCUGUUGUUUGCUGAAUUUUUGGCGUGGGACACAGUUUACAUGUUACGGAAAUGUUGUUUUUCCCUUUGCUCUCGAGUUGAAAAUAAUGUGAGUAUCUCCAUGAGGAGAAACUUAUCUUACCCUUCUCGCUCGCCAUCAUGCUGUUCCCUGAUCUGUCCAGUCCUCUUCAUGGCGCAUGUUUGAUUACAAGUGUGACGCCAGAGGGUGAAAAGUGAUUUUGUUUUUCCAAUUCAACUCAACUUUAUUGAUCGCUACAAUGUUAUGGAAACUGUGUGCCGUUGUAAUACCUCACCAAAUCGGACAGAGUAACACAGCAUUUGGUAACGGAAACAGAGUUACUGAAUUAAAAAAAAACAAUGUGUUACAUUAUUAGUUACAGAAUAAAGUAACGGCGUUACGUAAUAGUGUGACUAAUAACGCGUUACGACUCAACACUGGUUGGGCAUAUUAGUAUUUGUGUAUGAAAGGAAAACAAAGUCAACGUUUCAAACUUCUUAAAAACAGUGACUGCUGAAGAAGAAUCUAACGGAGAUACUCUAUUAUGCUUUACCCACAUCUGUGAUACUUGUGCUUGGAGCAGUCUUAUAUUUGUUACAUAAGCUGAGCUGAAAAGAAGUCUGCACAUGCAUGUAUGUUAUUUAUUUUAAAAGGACUAAGGGCAUGGAUUCUAUCACCUGACAGCCUUCUACGCAGAGCUGAAAUCUUCCUCCUCUCUCCCAUAAACACAUUAUAUCCCACCGCUCUACUCCCCAAGCAAGAGGUGUGACUACUUACACAUUCCUAGCACCCCUCCCUCCACAAUAUCCUUCCCCGAACAACCCCUCAUCUCUGCAUCCACUUUUAAAGAAACCUCUUCUCCCUCUGAAGCAUGUUUACACAGGACAGAGUGUGUGCUUUUUCUCCCUCUCCUUCUCUUUCCAGAGCCUGUUCGAUGGACAGAUGGUUGCACUUCCUUUUAAGGAUUGAUUGUGAUAGCCUAUCACAUACUGUACAUGUGUAUAGAAUCUGUGUAGGAUUGUUUUGUAGCGCAGGCAGGAGGGGAGGAGGCAGAGGGUCAGGCCUGGAAUUAGCCUCACACGAAACGACAUUGUUUCUCUUAGCGUGGUGUUUCAUAGUUUGGAUUGCGGGAAUUGUUAGGAUCAAGCUGUCACGGUAAUAAGUUAAAUGCACAGGCCAGUGGUUUGUUUUGCUCCCUGUUCUACUCUGACACCCUCUGCUCAACUCAACUUCAUUUCAAUGACAGCAACUUAGCGUUUGUUUUAAAACGCAGGUAUGUAUUGGAGCUCAUCCAGGUUUAAAUUUACUGUGAGAAUGAGAGACAGGAUAACUUUCAGCAUUUUCCGUGCAGUCAUCCUCAAGAGGCUGCAGCUUUUUGCUCUGACAUAUUCCUGAGCCAUUCUUCCACUGCUUCUUUCUCUUCCUGCCUCUCUGUUUUUAUCCCCCAUCUCUUGCCUCCACAUACACACAUACUACACAGGCAUGUCUAAGUGUCUGAGAGUGCCAUGUCUAAAGAGUUCCAGCAUCUUGUUACUGAGGCUGUCAAAAGCACAGAGACCCACCGCAGAGGUGGGGAUGUGUGUGUGAAAUCCCUUGAGCCUCUUGCACUGGUCUCAAAGCAAAACAACAUCCUACUUCUUUUUCCACGUGGAGGUUUUUCUCCUCACACCUUGUUACUAUAAUACACCAGCUGAAGUCUAUAAAAGUGUGUUGAUACAACUUUUCAGAAAUGGCUCUACACAAACUGGUAAGAAUGCCAAGAUACGUUGUUUAUCAGUACAUCAAAAAUGUGAAAGUAUUAUGUAACACCAAAACCAGAACAACAUGUGUUAGCUUAUAAGCAUCACCACAAACAAGCUGGAGACUGGCAGGGAAAAUCCCAGGUAAAGCUGUUUGCUAAGAAAAAAAAAACUCUAUAUGCAAAUGUAGAGGACUUGAUUUGCAAAGAUAUAAGAAGUACAACUUCACAGUAGCUUUAACUUCUAGAAACUCACUCUUCACUUCCUACUACAAACUGCCUGACUCACCAGACCAACUUCCCUAUCUGUAUAUUUUGUGCUUUGCUUAUUCUUUGCUUCCUUUGCAAAGACAGAUAAUUUCCAAUCCUGCUAAAAGGUUUUUGCAACUUUACUUUGAGAUUAAUUUGGUCAUUUUUUUUAAAAAGAAAGAGGCCUCCAUUUUCAUGUGAGAACAGUCUUUUUUGAAGAUAUUUUUAUACUGCCUAUAUCUAAAAAUAUGUUCCUGAUUCAGCUUUUUAUGACAAUGAAAUAUGACUCAGGGAAGAUCUGGGAGGGAUCAUUGUCUUGGUUAAAUAUUGAAGCAGACCUAAGCAUUACACGGGACAUGGGCCCUGGUAUGUAGUCCCACAUUACUGCUGAAUACCUGCGGAAAUUCAUUGCAAGAGAUGAGUGCUUUUUUGCUUAGUAUGCAGAUUGAGACAGAAUUAUUGUAUAUGCAGAUAAUAUUCAAUUUUAUAGGUAUAAUUGUAACUCUUUUUUUUUAAGAUAAAAGGUCAGCACAUUGUAGUUAACAAUUUGCAUUUACUGUAAUUUCAACUCCUCAUUGAUAUAACCAAGAUCUACAUAACUGCCAGGAUUUGCUUGAUCCCAUCCUUGGCACUCUGCAUAACCUCUCACACUGAUUAUUAUUCAUCUCUCUCACAUAGUUAUUUCAUCAGGCCAUGCUCCCGUCAAACUGCCCUCUGUUUAUGGCUGCUGGUGCCAGUGCAGCAGGACUCAGACACUCUGCUGUAGUAAUCUGGAUUGCAGCUAAAGAGACACCUCAAUAAAAGCAGAUCUCCUGACUGCCCACGGUCAUAAAGGAGAAUAAACAAGGUUAGGCAGAAUAAUUAUGCUGAGCUGCUUCCUGGUAUUAAGGUACUUACAGGAGUUCUUGCAUUACACAGACACAAGACCUGUUUUUCCCUCCAGACAGAAGAGUUUACACACUUUGUAUUUACAUUUUCCACCUGCAGAGCAAGAUUCAACACUUGAUAGCUUUGAGAUUUCUGUACAGAAGCCUCAAAUAAACACAGAGAAAGCCAGUAACUACAUACAUGCUAGAAGAUUUGUUCUUUUUUACAGUAGAUAAAACCACGUUUAUCUUGACAACAGUCCAAAAGAGUGGUAAAUUGAAUAAUUAUUUAUUAUAUAACAUUUAUGUAAACAGUGUUAUCUGGGCUGGCUUCCAGAGAAGUGUGAACAUAUAUAACAAGUAAACAAAGAAAUUCACAGCACUUUAUCAGGACUGCAAUUUGACCUACUUCCACACCUGGCCUGAAAUGUGUAUUUUCAUGGACUUCUUAGCAGUGUGCACUGUGGCUCUGUUUGAUAGUCUGUUAGUCCACUGCUUUAGACCCAGACUGAGUAGGCUACUUCAAAAACAAACAAUAUUCAGUAAAAUGUAGUAAAGCGAUUUUUUUUUCCUGGAUUGUCAUAAAGGGAAGUGGAAGAUAUUUGUUUUCCUGAUUUUUCAUCUUGUGUCUAUAUCAGGUCAGAGGUUUCACUUAUCAGCAUUUAACUGCAACAAUAGUAUAUACAUUCAAGGUCUCCAGAUGUUGUUUAUUAAUGAUUUUAAUGAUCAAGUUAAGCUUUUCUUGAGCAUAGGCAUGAAGUCAUUGUUUUUCUGUGAAAUAAUUACAUUAAAUAUUUAACAAAGGAGUUGGUACAGAUAUUAAUGUUAAUGGGCUAAUUUAGCUAGGAGCUAACCGGCGCUCACCUGGCGUCGUCAUACAAUGUAACUAGCUUUGUUUGACUUCAUAUCCUCAAUAUUACUGAGUAACUGAAUAUUACAAAAUGUUUGUGUACCAAAGCUACAAACAUAAUUGUAUAACAUAUUUAAAAACCCACAUGACCUUUAUUGAGAAAUUUUAUUUGAUGGAUGCUAACUAUGCUAAAGAAUACACAUCUAAAUGUGGCUUCAGGUACCGGUACCUCUCAGUCAGAGGCACAGCUAGUUGACAUUCAGCUAUAAAUCCAAAAUGUAUGUGUUAGCUACAGAGCUAAACUAGUUCUGCAGUUACUUUAACAUUAUACACCUCUUGCCGUUAAAGCCAUGCUAAGAGUAGAUUCCGUUUUUUGUUGAGUUAAAUGAAGCUUAACUUGCGGUAGAGAGCUCUUGGUCUUACUGACUUUUCCCUGUUUGCAGAUGGAUUACGCUUUUUCAGCCACUUUCGUUUUUACUGAUAGAAGGACACGAGCAACACUUCUAGAUGCUUCUGUAUUGGCAGGCUGCUCACCAUUGUUUUGCUCUUUGCAAUAUUGUCCAUAGAUACAGCUGUGAUGUGUGUCAGCUUGCCAAUACAAUCCACUAGAGCUGAGAGCUUUUCCUGCUCCAAACAAGCUUCUGCUCAUUUGUGCCAUCUAUCACUUGUAGCUAUAAUAAUCCCUGUAUUGGCUGAAAGUGAAAUGUUACACCACUAAAAUACUUGAAAGUGAAGAAAAGAGAAGGUGAAUUUUAACAUUAACUUAGCCCCCACUUUUCUGUGAUCAUGUAUAUUCUUCUGAUACAGUGCAAUUCAUCUGUUUUCACUCAUGUUUUUCUCUUGGGAUGAAAGCGUGAGUAAGUAAGUGCUUUAUUUUAUCAUGCCCAAGUAGUACAUGUCUUAACCAUUAAACACUGCUGUUGUUGUACUGGAGAUGGUAAUUUCAUGUUAUAGAUUCUGUAUAUGUAAACUGAACUAAAGACCUUUAUUUGACCUUCAGUAACAUUUAAGUCAUUUGAGGCUGACUCAGAGCAUAAAUCAUGUUGUUUUUGUCUAAGUUGCUGAAGCAAAAUAAAUCUAAAAUUGGUCACACCAUUUGCUCACAUCAGCAGCAAAAACAAACAAAUUAGCUGUCAUUUAUUUAGUGAUGGCUGGUCCAAAAUCCCCUUUCUGACGGCGAAAAUUGUGUUCAAUUUAAUGCAAAUGGAAUCAUUUAAUGUGACAAUGGCGAACAGAGGAGUAGACAUGUUUUGUCUUUGGUUUUUGUAGCUGCAUUGUCACUUUUUGUACUCAUUAGUCUGCUUCUAUCAGUCAGUGGACUGUCAUUAUUUCCUUUUUCAUUUACAAAUGUAAUGAGUUGAUAUAAUUCACCAAGACAUGAUGUAGUAGUGCAGUGCAAUAAAUUCUAAAAUGUUUUCUUAUCAGUUUAGCUAAUCUCUUCAAUUAAUCCUCCAAUUUUUCACUUCUUUCUUUAUAAUCUCAUGUGCUAAUUGUGAUAACUGACUGAUUGCUUAUUGUUAUCUGCAUUUCAUGUACUUCAACGUGGAUAGUAACACGUCCUUCAAUAGUACCAAGGACCUAUGUGAACCUUAAUGUGGUCAUACCUGGUUCUUGACCCCUGCACAAAGUAAUUGUGACAUGUCUGACAUGUCCAUGGGAAAUUAUGCAAAUUUUUAAUAUUUCUACCCCAUGGACUGUGUUUACACUACAACAAACAUUUAAAUUGGGAGGCAGCUGUAGGGAUCAACAACUCUGAAAAUCAGGCACGAUGAUAGCAGAUGGAGAUGUUCCCCACUUAAAUGCCACGUUAGACUUGGGAACAAAUUGAAUAUGUUCAGGCAAAUGUUCUUCGCUUACUCACUGGUAUUACUAGACAUAUGAUGCCUGCAAUCAAGGAGACAUGGGUGAUGGCUCAGAGGCUCUUUGCAUGAAAUAGGGGCUUGAACAACAAAUAUGUAUCAUAAGAACCACCUUAGUUUGGUUUGAAUCAUAUUUGUCGGAUCAUUAUUAGUUUGUACAUGGUAAAUUCUUCAAUGAAAACCAAGGUCAGCUAUGGGGUUCCACAGGGUUCAAUGCUAGGACCAAUCCUUUUCAUCCUUAGAAAUCAGGCUAUGAAUUUUCAUUACUAUGCAGAUGACACUAUAUUAUACAUAUCACAGAAGCAUGGAGAAACCGAUAGAUUAACUUCACUUGAAUGAUGCCUUAAAGACAUUGAAACUUUCUGCUUCUCAAUUCUGACAAAACUGCUAUUGUUCUGGCAUUUUAUAAUGAUAUAAAUACAGUAGACGGCAUCAGUCUGGCAUUCAGCACCACUGUUAGGAAUGUGGGAGUUCUUUAUGACUUGUUUCUAAGCUUUGACUCCCAUAUUCAACAGAUCUCUCGAGCCGCUUUUUUCCAGCUAUGUAACAUAGCAAAAAGUGGACACAUUCUGUCUCUGAGUGACAUAGGAAAACGAAUGCAUGCAUUUUUCACCUCUAGAUUGGAUUUCUGUAACUCCCUUUCAUCAGGCUGCCCUCACAAGUCUUUAAAGACUCUUAAGCCGGUCCAUAAAGCUGCAGCUGAAGAACUGACCAGAACCAGAAGAGAGCACAUCUCCCCUGUAUUAGCUCCUCUUCUCUGGCCUCACAUUAAAUACUUCUUCUGACCUACAAAGCUCCUCAUAGCCAGGCAUCAUCUCAAAGGGUAAAGAGUAACCCCACCAGAGCACUGCGGUCCCAAUAUGCAAGCCUGUUCAUUGUACCUGAAGUCUUAAAACAUUUUAUUAAGAAUCCUAUAAGUAAACCAUUCUCUUAAACAAAUUUCUUCAACAGAAGUCUAUUUCAAUCUAGACCAAGAAGGAUAGAUUUCCCACAAUUAGAAAACAACAUCAAUGAAAUCUUUGGUGUAAAAUCAGGUUAUUGAAUAUACAAAUUUCAGUCAAUCAAUCUUGAAUUAUGUAGCAACAGCUCACAACAAGCGUUAUCUCAAAUUGCUUUACAAAAAGAGUAGAUCUAGAUAGCCUGUAUUCUUUGUUUUACUUUCAAACAAAGACCCAACUUCAAGUUCAGAUAAGAUUGAGUGUCAUCUAGUAAGUCAAGAUUUACUUUUAUCUAAAAUAAAAAAAUCUGGUUUGGCAUACAGUUUACAUUUUUUACCGACACAAACUUUGAAACAGGAUAGUUUCCUAUGAAGCUGCUGUAGUGCCAGUUCCAGGUCACAACUCUUCUCAGCCUUGAAUUGCGGUCAGAUGUAAACCUAAUGGUGAAGAUGCUCAGGUUGUAAACACUCAAACCAAAGUAAGCUAAAUAAUCUCCAACUAUGAGAACCUCUUGGCAGGCCGGGCUGCAGCAGCUGGCUCUGCCUCCUCUAGCUUCUCUUCAAACUGCUUUUAAAGUUUGAGGACCAUCAUCUUCCUCCAUCAUCAGACACAGCUCUUAUUUUGACAUCUUGGCCAACAAGUCAUCUUUGCUUUUGUCAUGUUUCUCACUGACACAGACUCUGAUAGUGUCUGUCUGCAGGUCUCACAGCCUUUGUUUGGAGGAGGUGCUGUUAAAGCUUCACACAAUAACACAGAGGCUUAAGAUCAGCCUGGAAAUCUGUGAACUUUAAGAGUCGACUUAGAGCACCGCUCGUGGACUCCAGCAGGGUUGUGUCCUGCCAAGUAGGCACUAAAUGUUUGUUCCUGUCAGCAGUAAGUACCUGACAGAUGGCCUUGUGCUGUUUCACAGCCCUUGUCACCAUCUUCUGGCAGCAAACCCCAUCAUCAGCAGCUUGUGAUAGAUUUAGUUUAUCCUGUGCAACCACAGUCCCCUUUCCCUUUUUUUGAGUCAAGGCAAGCUCUUAGAAAGUAUCUUUCUAACUUUCCCUCUUAAAGAAAAAUAAAUUCAAAGCAAUUAUUUAGGAUUAUAUUUAUGAUCAACAUAUCUACUUUGUGUAUUCUCUAUGUAUCUAAAUCUGCUUUCAUCUAGGUUUAAAAGACCAUACAAACAUAAAAAGAAGGCAAUCUGUUGACAUUAGAAGCUGAAUUAUCCAUUGUCUUACUGCAGGAUCAUCAGCAUCUGGUGAUGCUGCUUUAAUUCAAUUAAGGUUAUGAAAUCAGGCCUCUGCUUGACACUAGUCGUGAGACAAUGUUGUAGUGAAGAGCUUUCAGGAUCAUUGUUUUAAAUUAGAAUAACAAAGAUGUGCAUAGCUCAUUAAAUGUAUGCUUCAUGUUCGGAGGAAACAUUUCCGCCAUCUGGUCCUGAAAAAAAAAAUGCUUAAAAGACAUUUAUGACUCAACAAAAUGAACUGUGAGAGUGGCUCUGAUGUUUCACUGUACAACAUGUCAGAGCUGGUGGUGGUGGGAAAAUACUAAACGGCUGGAAGAAUCUCAUCUACCUUCCUGUGCACUGUGCACAGCUGGAGAAUGUAUAAUGUAUGAAAAAACAAAAAAGUUCUCAGACAGCAGGAUUUCACAAGACUUAGGCUAAGACAAAGUAUAAGCAUCAUGAAGAACUCAGUCUUCACUUCGCUGCAGAGCAACAAAACCCCUGCGAAAGAGAACAAAACCCAAACUUAGGUUUUUGCUUUGCUAACAGUCAGACCAUUUUAGGGCGAUGUGUGACACAUGCUGCAUGUGCUAUUGAGAAGUUUAAGGAGGCACCUGUUUACCUAUAAGAAAUGGUUUCCUCCACAUUGUUUAUAAAGUUCAAAGGUAUGAUUGUCAACACAACUUACAUUUUCUGCUUUACAGGCAUAGAUAUAACCUCUGCCAGGUAUCAGAAUUUGCUACCAUGCCUGGCGUUGCAUUGUAUCUACUGAGGUUACUGUUUCUACUGGCGGCUGAAAUCUUUGGUCUUCUACCACAGAAAAAUGUCAACUCUUCUCCUGGCAUCAAAUGCUGUCAGUGAUUUUGUCACUUAUUGCUUUAGCUUUGGGUUGUCCCUUUGAAAAUGUCUACUUUCAAAUGCCCGUUAACAACAGCUCUACAUAUCUCAUAUUUCUUCAAUACAUCCUUGGUAGGAUGAUGAUUAUUUAGGUGACGUAUGAUAUUUGCUGAAGCACAUCUUUUGUGCUUUUGUUGCUGUCAUGCUGUCCUUCUUUAAAAAAGUGAAAAACAUACCCCCACUGACUGUGCUUAACUGUGUGGGCUCUCAGAUAUGUGAAAAAUCUUUUUAUCACUGUUUUUAUUGGAUGAAAUUGUGUUGUCAAAAUAAUAGGCAUUGGUUAAAAAAUCCCUUUGUUCAUCCAUAGACUAUAGAAGUGGAAGGUUCUUGUUGUUAAAAAGAAAAUAAGCAGUUUCAGAUGGAUUAAGUGGUUUCCUUCAAGGCUUUUCCAUCUACUUUAAUUUUUUUGGCAGUAAAGCUGCAUAGCUCAGUAGAGAGAAACCAAGGACUGUUCAGCACAGUGUGUUGUGGUACUGUUGGCUGAUAACAUUUCACCCUGAAACACGCACCCUCAACACCUUUAUCUAGAGGUUAUUUAGAUAUGACCCUAAUUAGACGUGCUUUGUCUUUGGGUGUGAUCCUAUAGCACUGAAUGCCACAUCAGUCAGCUCUAAGCUUUUACUGGGAUGAUCUGGUUUCACUAAAUUAACUGUCUUAAUUAGAUUAAAACAAAGGUUUGUUUUCACACAUGGUCAGUUAUCAGCUGUUCCUCUCCCCUGCACAUACUGUCCUCCUGCCGUACUUGCAGCAAUCUGCACACUGUCAGACAAUGAAACCUUGAACAGAUGAUGAUUGCAAUCACAAAGCCAUUCCUUCAGCUGUUGGUUUGUCUAAAUAUGUGCAUCCGUGUCUGCAUUGCUCUUUUGGAGUCUGAAAACGGUUUCAUCUGCCAAAUCUACAGACGCUUCAAUUGUUAAUCACAUUCUCACAGCCUCUUUUGCAGCCUUACGAGACUGCUUAUUAGUUUGUGUUUGUGGCUGUGUGAUAUUGUGGUCUUUUGCUGUUUAUGCCAGAGUCAUUUUUUUCGAUAAUGCCUUAUUGUGGUAAACUGCUUUAAUACCUGUCUGCCUCAAGAUGUGUUUUGCAUUUGGCUCUGGUAGAAAGUGCACUUUACAUAAGGCACCCUAUGAGCAGUGGAAAACCAGAUCAUUUCUACUUUUCUAUUUUCUUUUACAACACAGAAAACUUCAUAUCGUAAACCCUAUAUAUAAUACUUGUAGUGUAGUAUAUUUUCACUGAAGGUAUGAUGUGACACACAAAAGGGAAAGUAACCGUACUGCAGAAUUUUGGGCUUCUUGCUGGACAUCGUCUCUCAGCUCUGCUAGAUCAGUUACUGGAAAUAGAACAGAAAUUGUUAUGCAUUAGGCCCCGAAUCAUUAAAAUGGCAGCUUUGGCUUAACUUGGAUUGUGCUGUCCAACCCUGCUGGCACAAAUGCCUCCAAAUGUCAGUGAACAUGUUGUGUUGCAACACAGUAAACGAGUAUUGAUCCCUCUUUGUAUCUGAAACCAUCACACCUACGUGCCUGGGAGUCAGGCUUAAGAUAUAGAGAUCAAAAUGGUCUAUAGAGGAUGUGGAGAUGGACACUGCAAUGAAAAGCAGCUGGUUGUUAGAGAUCGAACUAGGCCACCCAUGUAGGGAAAGGAUGUUGUCAUACAGCUUUUAUUCGAAAAAAGGCUUAAUCGUUUCAAUUAUGGGGGAAAACAAACAAAACUAAGCAAACAAACAAACAAACAAAAAAAAAAACCCUGUCCCUGUCGUGCAGCCAGUUUCUGCUCUCAGGGGACUUCACAUGUAGAUUUAUGGUCAUUAAGAGAUGAAGUCUAAUGCUGCAACAAGGCUUAGCUGUUUCCUGUGUGCUGUAAAUAUUUUUUCUGUGCUGUAAGUCAAUCCUGUGCCGGAAAAUUGAGUCAUGAAUAAACAGCACGCAUAUAAUGACAUAUAUACCAUAUACAUAUACAGUAUGUGUGAUAGCACACACAACAAGACAACCAUCAUUUUCUUCAAUCUGUGUUGUUGACAUUAUUCUGACAUUUUGUUGUCAGCUGUCUUUGAACUACAGAUUCCAGCUGGAGGACUUUUCGAUUCAUCUUCUCCCACAUUGAGUUCUAGAUUCUCAAAGGGACAGUGAAACUUGUAUUUGAUGUGGAUCAAGUCGAGAUAUGUUCCCCAGACAGGAAAUCCAAACAGUACUCUUGUUUGUCUGAUUUGAAUUUCAUUAUUUGAUUCUUUUAAUUUCACUUUCUCUCCACUCACCCAGUGUUUAUAACCAGUCAAGGUAGCAGAUUAAAGUCUGAUUCCCUUUCUGUGAAAGCUCUUAUCGCAAGAACAUUUGGCUCUUAUAGGCAGAUGAAAACAUGUUUAGCACUUCCUAGCGACACGUUUUUCUCUCACGUGCAAGGUAAAAUGUGCUCUUUAAAAAAACAGAAGUAAGCUUUCUUUAGUGGGAGACUUUUGGGUUUGGGUUGUGCAGACACUGUUGUUACAAAUUCACAUCUGGUGUCUCGGUUAUUUUUGCAUAGCUGUACUGUAGGUAAAGAUAGAAGUGCAUGAUCAUGAAACCUAAGCGUGCAUAUAGUAUAUGUAUGAAUGCAGGGAUAUGUGCCUAAAGUAAAGACAGCAGGGAGCCUCCUGAUAUAAGUAGAAGCAGUGUGCGGCACACUCGGUGUCACAAACUGCUGAGUUGCUUCGAGCUGGGGUUCUUUACAAGCUCUGUGGGAGGUCUGAGAUCCUCUAAGAACACAGGUGCACUGAAACACCUUUGCCUGUGGGGUGGAAUAAUGUUGUGUGAAACUGCUGUUUCUCUGGGGCUGCUCUUGUCAUGCUCGCUUGUGUUUGUCAGCCAAAGUCGUGGUGAAUAUGUUUGUGGAAAUGAUAUUAAGAUUUUUGUGAUUUUCAUCCAUGGUAACAGGUCAUUGUUUGUUCCUUUCACAUGAACCGACUCUGGUUAGUGACAAGUUAAAACAGAUUGUUGUCAUUAACCCUCAGGGUAGAGCUCUGUAUCCGUGAAUUUUAUUAUAAAAGGGAAGCCUAGGUCUUAUGCUGCACUGAGUACUUUCAGGCACAGUUGAUAAGGAUAAAUCAAUCAGUUUAAUGUCAUGUUUGAAACUACACAGUUACUUAACAGAGAGACACAUCUUUAGCAAUACAUAUUAACAUCAAUCUGAGUAAAGGAAGUAGAGCACACAUGCGAACGUUUUACAUUUUUGUGUGUAAAUAUGUAAAUAUACACUGGGCUCCAUCCAUGUCAGCAUGAUUACAUGUUCUUCAUAAUUUCCUUAAGUAUGACAUUAACUUGAAACGUGUGUUUUUAUCUUUGUUUCUCACUUGACUUUAUUUGUUGUUAGCCGUCUUCUAUGUCAAUACAGACACAGAUACCAAGUUUACAUGCAAAUGAACCCCCUUCAGUAAUUAGUAAUGAUUGCACAGCAUAACUUGGAUUGAAUAGCACAUGCUGCUUUACAAAAUGGCAGUGCCUAAUGCUAUCAUCCAAUUAUCAGAAGCCGCUUUGACAAAAACAGCAGGAUGUUGUGUUUGUUGUUUGUCAUGAAGUGAUCUCCAAUCAAAUAGCAAACAGCGCCUCAUACUAUGGGAUCAUGCUUAAAUUAGCUCUCCGAGUGGGAUUUUCUCUGUUUCACCAUCAGGUUUUGCAUUUUCAGCCUUCUGUGCCCAGAACCUGGCAUCAGUUUUACAUUUUCUUUGGUGAAUUCUUCAAUCAGAGAUCCAGUCUGAUUACAUGUUUACAAAAUGAUGCCAAUAUUGAUGCCAAUAUUCAGACAAGAGGAGGAUAGGAAGACUCAAAGGUCUGAGAAAGCUUUUUCAAUUCGAUUAUCUCGAAUUUUUUUUGUCCUCCAAGAAUAGAGGACAAAAAUGAGAUGAUCAAAUCUAUUCUCCCUCAGUAACUUUCUAAUGAUUUUUUUCAGUGCAUAAACCUGUUUUUUUUUCCUUUUCAUGGUCAUUUCUUAGAAAAUCAAUCAACAAAGUUUAAGCAGUGUAACUUCAAAACAUGUCACAAGAAAAAUAUCAAACUGACAGAAAGACUAAAGCCAGAGGUGACACCUUCAACAGAGCAUAAUUUUAAACAAACCAUCAAGCCCCCACCCCCAGCCCCCACUGCAAAUCUGACAGGUGAAAUUCACUCAUGUCCAAGGCUUGAUGUUAUUCAAGGUGCAGCCCCUACACUUGUAAUAUGUAAAUGACAUGGCUUGCAAUUUGUUUGGUGUCGUAGGAACAAGUGUCUGCUGUCAUCGGCUCUCACUGAAGGUGUCAGCUGUCUAGCCUUGCUGAUUCAAACGUCAAGUUGUGAUUUUUUUUUUUUGACUAGCAAUGCAUUCGCCAUGAGUGUACAGAUGGUCUACAGAUUGAGUUAUGAGAGAUUGUUUAACAGAAUAGAAAAAUGACAGUCAUCUUUGCCUCCUCAGAUACCGUGCUUUGUAGGAAAAAAAAGGCUUCUAGCCUCACCUACUGGAUAAGGAAAGGAAUGUCAAGAUUGUUACUCAUGUGUAUUUUCUCUGUUUCUCUUUCUCCAUCUCUCUUUCCCUUCCCCUCUUUUUCCCCCUUUGUGCCAAGUCUCCUCUCCCUCCUCCUCGCUGUUCUUUCCUUUUCUGCCUUUCUGUCCUCACUGUAGAAUAUGCCAGGACAUAACAAUGAGCUCAAACAGUUCAGACCCUGGUCUCUUCCUGACUGCAAACACCUCAACCCCAGCAGCCGGAGCCUACCCACAACCCAAUGCUCUCCACCAAGGAGAAACUGGAGGGGGUCCCAGGAUGGUUUUCCAUGUGAACUUCUCUUCCACCAGCAAACUCUUAAAUGA